CACAAAACACUUGUUAGUCUGAAUCAGAGAAUUCGGUGUCCCUGCUUUCUGACUCAUCAGAUUCAGAUGACUCCACCCUCCUCUGAGCAACAUCCUCCUCCUCCUCCUCACUCUCAACUUCUUCUUCCUCUUCAACUGGCCCUGGUGCAGGUAAGUGUGUGGGGAGAGCAGGCUGUGUGUGGUGGACAGGACGACAGCGACCAACCACCAAUUCCCAACCAUGUCCAAGUGGCGAGGGGUGAUUCUUCAGUGUGGGGUGGCGCACUAGAUAUGCCGAGUAGUUGGCGCGGAGACAGUGUUGCCAUAAGCUGUCUGCAUCUGGAGAGAGACGGAUAGACAAUUUUCUCUUCAUGGUCUUCCACUUGGAGGCACGAGCAUCAGCCAUGGUGCUACUCUUCUUGUCUCCAUAGAUCACUUGUCUCGUGAAUGCAAAUAGCUUUUGUUCUACCUCCUCUUCAAGCUCAAGGCUAUCUAAUUGCAUUGCAUUUUGCAUUGCACAUUGCACCAACUUGUCAACACAACAACCGAUGGAAGACUACAGCAUUGAACAGUCGGAAGCUGACACCAUCCUCUUCACUGUUCAUGCAGGUCUACGGCAGUCAGGCUAUAGUGGCCCCGUUGUUAUUGAUGCAGCUGAUACGGAUGUCUACGUUGCAGCAUCGGUCAUCUCACAGCUGCUCCCUGGCAUGCUAUGCCUCAAGAGGAACAAAGAGACAGUCCUCUGUCAUGGCAUGCUAACAGAAGAGAUGGCACAAUGCGUUGUGCAGCUACACUGUUUUACAGGCUGUGAUGCCAACUCAGGAUUUUAUGGCAAAGGAAAAUCAUCAGUGGAGAAAAGAAGAGUAGCACCAUGGCUGAUGCCCGUGACUCCAAGUGGAAGACCAUGAAGAACUCAACUACCUCUCCACAUAUGCAGCACGCCCUCUGAUGUGCAAUAGGAAAAAAAGAAAUAAAAAUACCAAAAAAAGACCCCAAAAAAAAGAAAAAAAAAACCCUCUCCAGGAACCAUCACCUUUCCGUGGUGGAGGGGUUUGUGUGUCCCUAUGACCCUGAGAGCUUUCUUGUCUGGAGCUGUGUGCUCCUGGUAGGGUCUCCAAUGACAAACUUGUCUCUGGCGAGGGGCCUGACGAAGAAUGGUUCAGGGCAGGCCAGCAGUCCCUAAGUUACUGCUCUAAAAUAUUGAUAUGAUAGGAAUAUAUGGGCUAUUUUUAGUUGCCUAUAUUUUUUACAAGAAAAUCUACUGACCUCAGAUGUUGUGAAAAACAUAUUUAAAGGUAUGAAAAUUAAAUAUAAGUAAAAAUAUUUAGUGGAAAUUAUAAUUAAACACUAAUUUUCCAGUUUUUGUUGGAUUACCUAUGAGACAUACUAAGAUAUAGUUUUCAAAAAUGGGUAGUUCUGUAAAGAAAUAAUGAAGGUUUUUGAUUUAAUAUGCUUUUUAAACUCUUAAACUAGUUGACAGAAAAUAACCUCAACUUUACCUCAAGAGAUAUUUAUAUUCCUUUGAGAUUAAAGUGAAUUAAAGUUGAUAUUAAACUUUUAGAUAUAACCUACCAGUGUAAGUGUUUUUCUAAAGUAAACAGCAUUUUAAAUCUCCAUGGUAACCUGUGACGAUGUAAAAACUUUAAAUCAUUACAAGUCGAUAAAGAGUGGUCAUUUCUGAAGAUUCAAUCUGAAGAUCGACACGAAAAACUUCUGUGGCUCACAAACUUUCACCUUUUGACAGCUCCAUCGUAAAUAAAACCUCCCCAGACGACUAAAGACUCAAACUCUGACAAAUACCUGAACAGAGAGGACAACAGCAACGACAUGGAGACCGUAAGAUUUCAUGACAAUAUUAUCAUACAAACUUGUGUUAUCGUCGAGACUUUGAGAAUAGUUAGUUUAAAAGUGAUGCAUUGAAUGAUGAAGCUAAAGUCCUGCCCACCACUGACCACUGUGGUCCUGUCCUGCAUGUUUAACAGCAGAAAAGUUCAUGUAAUUGUGAGAAAUCUCUGCGUUUAAAAAUGUAAAUCUAUUUAAAAACUUACAAAAACAGACAAAAUUAAGUGAAAAGAAAUUUCUUAUGUACAGCCUUUAAAAUUAAGAGUUUGAUAAAGUUUCACUCAAAUAUGUUUUCAUGUUUCCAUGAAUCAAGUGUGUGUUUUCUACAACAAAAUGUAAAACUUCAUUAUGGUUUUGACAGGGAAAAACUCACCUUAAGUGUAAUCGAAACACUGUCCUUCUGUAGCAAUCCGUUUUUUUCAAACUGAAAACUGAGGGUUUUCUUAUUAUUGAAUCCUGAAAAUACACAGUCUUUCCCCCAAUGAAAUAAAAUGACUGAAAUAGACUAACCAAAAAUAUCAAUUCUUAAUGUGGGGUUGUAUUGAUAUUAAUCUAUUUCUAUUGCACAAUUAACCUGCUGAUUAGAAACUAAAUACAAAUUCUAAGACAUUUAUAACCAGGACAGAGAUUCACUGAUGGCCUGAAGAUUAACCCAACCUGAGCAUUUGACUUGGCUGCUGACCUUCAGUAAGUGCUACAUGUUGGGGCGGUUGUACAUGGCAAAUUCAACGAGCUGGACAGGAGGAGGUUGCAGCAAAUGCACAUCAUGAUCACCUCAAAUAGAGACACUGAUGAUUUCUCUGUUCAUAAGUGCUUCUCUUUGGGGGUGUUUUGUUGGUGUCUUUUCACCAAAAAGCAGGUAUGAAACAGAAAAAUACUGGCAAAGACAUGUUUCAUUAUGGCUUACUGGUUUUGUCAUGAUUAUUUAUUAUUAUUUUUCAUUCCUUAUUAUUUGUCAUGAUUAUGUCACCAGCAUUACCCAAACACAUGCACUGACUAGAUAAGUGAAAGCAGUAAGUGCUACUUGUUGGGGUAGUGUUGCUGAAAACGGACUCUCAGCUGUCAACACAGAAGCCCCCUGGGAGAUAUAUUCUUGUACAACAGAAUUUUAGCUCAGGAAAACACUGGUCCAGAACUGUUUCUGAGCUGAGGGUCAAUAUCACUACCCUGACUUGAGCAUUAACUUGCACCUUGAACUCAGUAAGUGCUACUUGUUGGGGCAGUUUUACUUGACAGAAAAAGCUGUGUGUGUGCGUCCUUUUUUCAUUGUUCUUGAAGUCUGAUCAUGCAAGAAUGUCUCCUAGAUCACUCCAAACAGAGCCACUGCUGAUUUGCUUCAACAAAAGUGCUUCUCUUUGGGGUUGUCUAGGAUGGUAAAAACCACCAAGAGGAUAUGAAAGUUCUCGACUGUUCAUCCACCAGCACUGUGGCAACAUUUGUUUUCAUAAUUUAAUCCAGGAUUAAAAGCCUUGCUGUGCUGAUCAGGGAAAAAUGAGGGGGGUCUAGUCUUGCCUGUAACUGGUCAGUACUGUAACCCCAACACAAACACUGACUUGGGUUCCACAUGCAGUAAGUGCUUUUUGUUGGGGUAGUUUUACUGACAAAGAACUAUUGCAAAGACUCAGAUGAAUAAGGCAUCAACAAAAUCCAGAUGACUGGUUCACAGGGCAGUCAUGACAAGAUGUAGUCUUAUUUCAUCACCCCCUCCGCAUUAAAAGUAGACUUUGAAUGUUACAAUGUAAUGAUGUUGAAUCCGAUGAGGAGGACAUGUGAGGGGCAAGGUGAUAUUUUUUGAUGGGGUGUGAGGCCGCUUACCACUACUCAUUAAUGGGACAUUACCCAGGCUGAUGGGCCAUCCUGUUGAGUAUGGAUCUCUGAAUACAAGCAAUAGUCACAGCUAUGGAAACCAGGAAGUUAACGGGUGGAGUCAAGCCCAAAGGACUGCUUGAAGGAUAUAAAGUUGAGGAAAUGAUGAAAAGCAAUUAAAUGCCUUCCAAAGGGACGCUGCAUGGGGGUCCUGGAAGUAGCAUCUAAGACAUAUAUAACCAGGACAGAAAUUCACUGAUGGCCUGAAGAUUAACCCAACCUGAGCAUUUGACUUGGCUGCUGACCUUCAGUAAGUGCUACAUGUUGGGGCGGUUGUACAUGGCAAAUUCAACGAGCUGGACAGGAGGAGGUUGCAGCAAAUGCACAACAUGAUCACCUCAAAUAGAGACACUGAUGAUUUCUCUGUUCAUAAGUGCUUCUCUUUGGGGGUGUUUUGUUGGUGUCUUUUCACCAAAAAGCAGGUAUGAAACAGAAAAAUACUGGCAAAGACAUGUUUCAUUAUGGCUUACUGGUUUUGUCAUGAUUAUUUAUUAUUAUUUUUCAUUCCUUAUUAUUUGUCAUGAUUAUGUCACCAGCAUUACCCAAACACAUGCACUGACUAGAUAAGUGAAAGCAGUAAGUGCUACUUGUUGGGGUAGUGUUGCUGAAAACCAACUCUCAGCUGUCAAUACCAAAGCCCCCUGGGAGAUAUAUUCUUGUACAACAGAAUUUUAGCUCAGGAAAACACUGGUCCAGAACUGUUUCUGAGCUGAGGGUCAAUAUCACUACCCUGACUUGAGCAUUAACUUGCACCUUGAACUCAGUAAGUGCUACUUGUUGGGGCAGUUUUACUUGACAGAAAAAGCUGUGUGUGCGUCCUUUUUUCAUUGUUCUUGAAGUCUGAUCAUGCAAGAAUGUCUCCUAGAUCACUCCAAACAGAGCCACUGCUGAUUUGCUUCAACAAAAGUGCUUCUCUUUGGGGUUGUCUAGGAUGGUAAAAACCACCAAGAGGAUAUGAAAGUUCUCGACUGUUCAUCCACCAGCACUGUGGCAACAUUUGUUUUCAUAAUUUAAUCCAGGAUUAAAAGCCUUGCUGUGCUGAUCAGGGAAAAAUGAGGGGGUCUAGUCUUGCCUGUAACUGGUCAGUACUGUAACCCCAACACAAACACUGACUUGGGUUCCACAUGCAGUAAGUGCUUUUUGUUGGGGUAGUUUUACUGACAAAGAACUAUUGCAAAGACUCAGAUGAAUAAGGCAUCAACAAAAUCCAGAUGACUGGUUCACAGGGCAGUCAUGACAAGAUGUAGUCUUAUUUCAUCACCCCCUCCGCAUUAAAAGUAGAUUUUGAAUGUUACAAUGUAAUGAUGUUGAAUCCGAUGAGGAGGACAUGUGAGGGGCAAGGUGAUAUUUUUUGAUGGGGUGUGAGGCCGCUUACCACUACUCAUUAAUGGGACAUUACCCAGGCUGAUGGGCCAUCCUGUUGAGUAUGGAUCUCUGAAUACAAGCAAUAGUCACAGCUAUGGAAACCAGGAAGUUACCGGGUGGAGUCAAGCCCAAAGGACUGCUUGAAGGAUAUAAAGUUGAGGAAAUGAUGAAAAGCAAUUAAAUGCCUUCCAAAGGGACGCUGCAUGGGGGUCCUGGAAGUAGCAUCUAAGACAUAUAUAACCAGGACAGAAAUUCACUGAUGGCCUGAAGAUUAACCCAACCUGAGCAUUUGACUUGGCUGCUGACCUUCAGUAAGUGCUACAUGUUGGGGCGGUUGUACAUGGCAAAUUCAACGAGCUGGACAGGAGGAGGUUGCAGCAAAUGCACAACAUGAUCACCUCAAAUAGAGACACUGAUGAUUUCUCUGUUCAUAAGUGCUUCUCUUUGGGGGUGUUUUGUUGGUGUCUUUUCACCAAAAAGCAGGUAUGAAACAGAAAAAUACUGGCAAAGACAUGUUUCAUUAUGGCUUACUGGUUUUGUCAUGAUUAUUUAUUAUUAUUUUUCAUUCCUUAUUAUUUGUCAUGAUUAUGUCACCAGCAUUACCCAAACACAUGCACUGACUAGAUAAGUGAAAGCAGUAAGUGCUACUUGUUGGGGUAGUGUUGCUGAAAACCAACUCUCAGCUGGCAAUACCAAAGCCCCCUGGGAGAUAUAUUCUUGUACAACAGAAUUUUAGCUCAGGAAAACACUGGUCCAGAACUGUUUCUGAGCUGAGGGUCAAUAUCACUACCCUGACUUGAGCAUUAACUUGCACCUUGAACUCAGUAAGUGCUACUUGUUGGGGCAGUUUUACUUGACAGAAAAAGCUGUGUGUGUGCGUCCUUUUUUUAAUUGUUCUUGAAGUCUGAUCAUGCAAGAUUGUCUCCUAGAUCACUCCAAACAGAGCCACUGCUGAUUUGCUUCAACAAAAGUGCUUCUCUUUGGGGUUGUCUAGGAUGGUAAAAACCACCAAGAGGAUAUGAAAGUUCUCGACUGUUCAUCCACCAGCACUGUGGCAACAUUUGUUUUCAUAAUUUAAUCCAGGAUUAAAAGCCUUGCUGUGCUGAUCAGGGAAAAAUGAGGGGGGUCUAGUCUUGCCUGUAACUGGUCAGUACUGUAACCCCAACACAAACACUGACUUGGGUUCCACAUGCAGUAAGUGCUUUUUGUUGGGGUAGUUUUACUGACAAAGAACUAUUGCAAAGACUCAGAUGAAUAAGGCAUCAACAAAAUCCAGAUGACUGGUUCACAGGGCAGUCAUGACAAGAUGUACUCUUAUUUCAUCACCCCCUCCGCAUUAAAAGUAGACUUUGAAUGUUACAAUGUAAUGAUGUUGAAUCCGAUGAGGAGGACAUGUGAGGGGCAAGGUGAUAUUUUUUGAUGGGGUGUGAGGCCGCUUACCACUACUCAUUAAUGGGACAUUACCCAGGCUGAUGGGCCAUCCUGUUGAGUAUGGAUCUCUGAAUACAAGCAAUAGUCACAGCUAUGGAAACCAGGAAGUUAACGGGUGGAGUCAAGCCCAAAGGACUGCUUGAAGGAUAUAAAGUUGAGGAAAUGAUGAAAAGCAAUUAAAUGCCUUCCAAAGGGACGCUGCAUGGGGGUCCUGGAAGUAGCAUCUAAGACAUAUAUAACCAGGACAGAAAUUCACUGAUGGCCUGAAGAUUAACCCAACCUGAGCAUUUGACUUGGCUGCUGACCUUCAGUAAGUGCUACAUGUUGGGGCGGUUGUACAUGGCAAAUUCAACGAGCUGGACAGGAGGAGGUUGCAGCAAAUGCACAACAUGAUCACCUCAAAUAGAGACACUGAUGAUUUCUCUGUUCAUAAGUGCUUCUCUUUGGGGGUGUUUUGUUGGUGUCUUUUCACCAAAAAGCAGGUAUGAAACAGAAAAAUACUGGCAAAGACAUGUUUCAUUAUGGCUUACUGGUUUUGUCAUGAUUAUUUAUUAUUAUUUUUCAUUCCUUAUUAUUUGUCAUGAUUAUGUCACCAGCAUUACCCAAACACAUGCACUGACUAGAUAAGUGAAAGCAGUAAGUGCUACUUGUUGGGGUAGUGUUGCUGAAAACCAACUCUCAGCUGGCAAUACCAAAGCCCCCUGGGAGAUAUAUUCUUGUACAACAGAAUUUUAGCUCAGGAAAACACUGGUCCAGAACUGUUUCUGAGCUGAGGGUCAAUAUCACUACCCUGACUUGAGCAUUAACUUGCACCUUGAACUCAGUAAGUGCUACUUGUUGGGGCAGUUUUACUUGACAGAAAAAGCUGUGUGUGCGCGUCCUUUUUUCAUUGUUCUUGAAGUCUGAUCAUGCAAGAAUGUCUCCUAGAUCACUCCAAACAGAGCCACUGCUGAUUUGCUUCAACAAAAGUGCUUCUCUUUGGGGUUGUCUAGGAUGGUAAAAACCACCAAGAGGAUAUGAAAGUUCUCGACUGUUCAUCCACCAGCACUGUGGCAACAUUUGUUUUCAUAAUUUAAUCCAGGAUUAAAAGCCUUGCUGUGCUGAUCAGGGAAAAAUGAGGGGGGUCUAGUCUUGCCUGUAACUGGUCAGUACUGUAACCCCAACACAAACACUGACUUGGGUUCCACAUGCAGUAAGUGCUUUUUGUUGGGGUAGUUUUACUGACAAAGAACUAUUGCAAAGACUCAGAUGAAUAAGGCAUCAACAAAAUCCAGAUGACUGGUUCACAGGGCAGUCAUGACAAGAUGUAGUCUUAUUUCAUCACCCCCUCCACAUUAAAAGUAGAUUUUGAAUGUUACAAUGUAAUGAUGUUGAAUCCGAUGAGGAGGACAUGUGAGGGGCAAGGUGAUAUUUUUUAAUGGGGUGUGAGGCCGCUUACCACUACUCAUUAAUGGGACAUUACCCAGGCUGAUGGGCCAUCCUGUUGAGUAUGGAUCUCUGAAUACAAGCAAUAGUCACAGCUAUGGAAACCAGGAAGUUAACGGGUGGAGUCAAGCCCAAAGGACUGCUUGAAGGAUAUAAAGUUGAGGAAAUGAUGAAAAGCAAUUAAAUGCCUUCCAAAGGGACGCUGCAUGGGGGUCCUGGAAGUAGCAUCUAAGACAUAUAUAACCAGGACAGAAAUUCACUGAUGGCCUGAAGAUUAACCCAACCUGAGCAUUUGACUUGGCUGCUGACCUUCAGUAAGUGCUACAUGUUGGGGCGGUUGUACAUGGCAAAUUCAACGAGCUGGACAGGAGGAGGUUGCAGCAAAUGCACAACAUGAUCACCUCAAAUAGAGACACUGAUGAUUUCUCUGUUCAUAAGUGCUUCUCUUUGGGGGUGUUUUGUUGGUGUCUUUUCACCAAAAAGCAGGUAUGAAACAGAAAAAUACUGGCAAAGACAUGUUUCAUUAUGGCUUACUGGUUUUGUCAUGAUUAUUUAUUAUUAUUUUUCAUUCCUUAUUAUUUGUCAUGAUUAUGUCACCAGCAUUACCCAAACACAUGCACUGACUAGAUAAGUGAAAGCAGUAAGUGCUACUUGUUGGGGUAGUGUUGCUGAAAACCAACUCUCAGCUGUCAAUACCAAAGCCCCCUGGGAGAUAUAUUCUUGUACAACAGAAUUUUAGCUCAGGAAAACACUGGUCCAGAACUGUUUCUGAGCUGAGGGUCAAUAUCACUACCCUGACUUGAGCAUUAACUUGCACCUUGAACUCAGUAAGUGCUACUUGUUGGGGCAGUUUUACUUGACAGAAAAAGCUGUGUGUGCGCGUCCUUUUUUCAUUGUUCUUGAAGUCUGAUCAUGCAAGAAUGUCUCCUAGAUCACUCCAAACAGAGCCACUGCUGAUUUGCUUCAACAAAAGUGCUUCUCUUUGGGGUUGUCUAGGAUGGUAAAAACCACCAAGAGGAUAUGAAAGUUCUCGACUGUUCAUCCACCAGCACUGUGGCAACAUUUGUUUUCAUAAUUUAAUCCAGGAUUAAAAGCCUUGCUGUGCUGAUCAGGGAAAAAUGAGGGGGGUCUAGUCUUGCCUGUAACUGGUCAGUACUGUAACCCCAACACAAACACUGACUUGGGUUCCACAUGCAGUAAGUGCUUUUUGUUGGGGUAGUUUUACUGACAAAGAACUAUUGCAAAGACUCAGAUGAAUAAGGCAUCAACAAAAUCCAGAUGACUGGUUCACAGGGCAGUCAUGACAAGAUGUAGUCUUAUUUCAUCACCCCCUCCACAUUAAAAGUAGAUUUUGAAUGUUACAAUGUAAUGAUGUUGAAUCCGAUGAGGAGGACAUGUGAGGGGCAAGGUGAUAUUUUUUAAUGGGGUGUGAGGCCGCUUACCACUACUCAUUAAUGGGACAUUACCCAGGCUGAUGGGCCAUCCUGUUGAGUAUGGAUCUCUGAAUACAAGCAAUAGUCACAGCUAUGGAAACCAGGAAGUUAACGGGUGGAGUCAAGCCCAAAGGACUGCUUGAAGGAUAUAAAGUUGAGGAAAUGAUGAAAAGCAAUUAAAUGCCUUCCAAAGGGACGCUGCAUGGGGGUCCUGGAAGUAGCAUCUAAGACAUAUAUAACCAGGACAGAAAUUCACUGAUGGCCUGAAGAUUAACCCAACCUGAGCAUUUGACUUGGCUGCUGACCUUCAGUAAGUGCUACAUGUUGGGGCGGUUGUACAUGGCAAAUUCAACGAGCUGGACAGGAGGAGGUUGCAGCAAAUGCACAACAUGAUCACCUCAAAUAGAGACACUGAUGAUUUCUCUGUUCAUAAGUGCUUCUCUUUGGGGGUGUUUUGUUGGUGUCUUUUCACCAAAAAGCAGGUAUGAAACAGAAAAAUACUGGCAAAGACAUGUUUCAUUAUGGCUUACUGGUUUUGUCAUGAUUAUUUAUUAUUAUUUUUCAUUCCUUAUUAUUUGUCAUGAUUAUGUCACCAGCAUUACCCAAACACAUGCACUGACUAGAUAAGUGAAAGCAGUAAGUGCUACUUGUUGGGGUAGUGUUGCUGAAAACCAACUCUCAGCUGUCAAUACCAAAGCCCCCUGGGAGAUAUAUUCUUGUACAACAGAAUUUUAGCUCAGGAAAACACUGGUCCAGAACUGUUUCUGAGCUGAGGGUCAAUAUCACUACCCUGACUUGAGCAUUAACUUGCACCUUGAACUCAGUAAGUGCUACUUGUUGGGGCAGUUUUACUUGACAGAAAAAGCUGUGUGUGCGCGUCCUUUUUUCAUUGUUCUUGAAGUCUGAUCAUGCAAGAAUGUCUCCUAGAUCACUCCAAACAGAGCCACUGCUGAUUUGCUUCAACAAAAGUGCUUCUCUUUGGGGUUGUCUAGGAUGGUAAAAACCACCAAGAGGAUAUGAAAGUUCUCGACUGUUCAUCCACCAGCACUGUGGCAACAUUUGUUUUCAUAAUUUAAUCCAGGAUUAAAAGCCUUGCUGUGCUGAUCAGGGAAAAAUGAGGGGGGUCUAGUCUUGCCUGUAACUGGUCAGUACUGUAACCCCAACACAAACACUGACUUGGGUUCCACAUGCAGUAAGUGCUUUUUGUUGGGGUAGUUUUACUGACAAAGAACUAUUGCAAAGACUCAGAUGAAUAAGGCAUCAACAAAAUCCAGAUGACUGGUUCACAGGGCAGUCAUGACAAGAUGUAGUCUUAUUUCAUCACCCCCUCCGCAUUAAAAGUAGACUUUGAAUGUUACAAUGUAAUGAUGUUGAAUCCGAUGAGGAGGACAUGUGAGGGGCAAGGUGAUAUUUUUUAAUGGGGUGUGAGGCCGCUUACCACUACUCAUUAAUGGGACAUUACCCAGGCUGAUGGGCCAUCCUGUUGAGUAUGGAUCUCUGAAUACAAGCAAUAGUCACAGCUAUGGAAACCAGGAAGUUAACGGGUGGAGUCAAGCCCAAAGGACUGCUUGAAGGAUAUAAAGUUGAGGAAAUGAUGAAAAGCAAUUAAAUGCCUUCCAAAGGGACGCUGCAUGGGGGUCCUGGAAGUAGCAUCUAAGACAUAUAUAACCAGGACAGAAAUUCACUGAUGGCCUGAAGAUUAACCCAACCUGAGCAUUUGACUUGGCUGCUGACCUUCAGUAAGUGCUACAUGUUGGGGCGGUUGUACAUGGCAAAUUCAACGAGCUGGACAGGAGGAGGUUGCAGCAAAUGCACAACAUGAUCACCUCAAAUAGAGACACUGAUGAUUUCUCUGUUCAUAAGUGCUUCUCUUUGGGGGUGUUUUGUUGGUGUCUUUUCACCAAAAAGCAGGUAUGAAACAGAAAAAUACUGGCAAAGACAUGUUUCAUUAUGGCUUACUGGUUUUGUCAUGAUUAUUUAUUAUUAUUUUUCAUUCCUUAUUAUUUGUCAUGAUUAUGUCACCAGCAUUACCCAAACACAUGCACUGACUAGAUAAGUGAAAGCAGUAAGUGCUACUUGUUGGGGUAGUGUUGCUGAAAACCAACUCUCAGCUGUCAAUACCAAAGCCCCCUGGGAGAUAUAUUCUUGUACAACAGAAUUUUAGCUCAGGAAAACACUGGUCCAGAACUGUUUCUGAGCUGAGGGUCAAUAUCACUACCCUGACUUGAGCAUUAACUUGCACCUUGAACUCAGUAAGUGCUACUUGUUGGGGCAGUUUUACUUGACAGAAAAAGCUGUGUGUGUGCGUCCUUUUUCAUUGUUCUUGAAGUCUGAUCAUGCAAGAAUGUCUCCUAGAUCACUCCAAACAGAGCCACUGCUGUUUUUCUUCAACAAAAGUGCUUCUCUUUGGGGCUGUCUAGGAUGGUAAAAACCACCAAGAGGAUAUGAAAGUUCUCGACUGUUCAUCCACCAGCACUGUGGCAACAUUUGUUUUCAUAAUUUAAUCCAGGAUUAAAAGCCUGUGCUGUGCUGAUCAGGGAAAAAUGAGGGGGGUCUAGUCUUGCCUGUAACUGGUCAGUACUGUAACCCCAACACAAACACUGACUUGGGUUCCACAUGCAGUAAGUGCUUUUUGUUGGGGUAGUUUUACUGACAAAGAACUAUUGCAAAGACUCAGAUGAAUAAGGCAUCAACAAAAUCCAGAUGACUGGUUCACAGGGCAGUCAUGACAAGAUGUAGUCUUAUUUCAUCACCCCCUCCGCAUUAAAAGUAGACUUUGAAUGUUACAAUGUAAUGAUGUUGAAUCCGAUGAGGAGGACAUGUGAGGGGCAAGGUGAUAUUUUUUGAUGGGGUGUGAGGCCGCUUACCACUACUCAUUAAUGGGACAUUACCCAGGCUGAUGGGCCAUCCUGUUGAGUAUGGAUCUCUGAAUACAAGCAAUAGUCACAGCUAUGGAAACCAGGAAGUUACCGGGCGGAGUCAAGCCCAAAGGACUGCUUGAAGGAUAUAAAGUUGAGGAAAUGAUGAAAAGCAAUUAAAUGCCUUCCAAAGGGACGCUGCAUGGGGGUCCUGGAAGUAGCAUCUAAGACAUAUAUAACCAGGACAGAAAUUCACUGAUGGCCUGAAGAUUAACCCAACCUGAGCAUUUGACUUGGCUGCUGACCUUCAGUAAGUGCUACAUGUUGGGGCGGUUGUACAUGGCAAAUUCAACCGAGCUGGACAGGAGGAGGUUGCAGCAAAUGCACAACAUGAUCACCUCAAAUAGAGACACUGAUGAUUUCUCUGUUCAUAAGUGCUUCUCUUUGGGGGUGUUUUGUUGGUGUCUUUUCACCAAAAAGCAGGUAUGAAACAGAAAAAUACUGGCAAAGACAUGUUUCAUUAUGGCUUACUGGUUUUGUCAUGAUUAUUUAUUAUUAUUUUUCAUUCCUUAUUAUUUGUCAUGAUUAUGUCACCAGCAUUACCCAAACACAUGCACUGACUAGAUAAGUGAAAGCAGUAAGUGCUACUUGUUGGGGUAGUGUUGCUGAAAACCAACUCUCAGCUGUCAAUACCAAAGCCCCCUGGGAGAUAUAUUCUUGUACAACAGAAUUUUAGCUCAGGAAAACACUGGUCCAGAACUGUUUCUGAGCUGAGGGUCAAUAUCACUACCCUGACUUGAGCAUUAACUUGCACCUUGAACUCAGUAAGUGCUACUUGUUGGGGCAGUUUUACUUGACAGAAAAAGCUGUGUGUGCGCGUCCUUUUUUCAUUGUUCUUGAAGUCUGAUCAUGCAAGAAUGUCUCCUAGAUCACUCCAAACAGAGCCACUGCUGAUUUGCUUCAACAAAAGUGCUUCUCUUUGGGGUUGUCUAGGAUGGUAAAAACCACCAAGAGGAUAUGAAAGUUCUCGACUGUUCAUCCACCAGCACUGUGGCAACAUUUGUUUUCAUAAUUUAAUCCAGGAUUAAAAGCCUUGCUGUGCUGAUCAGGGAAAAAUGAGGGGGGUCUAGUCUUGCCUGUAACUGGUCAGUACUGUAACCCCAACACAAACACUGACUUGGGUUCCACAUGCAGUAAGUGCUUUUUGUUGGGGUAGUUUUACUGACAAAGAACUAUUGCAAAGACUCAGAUGAAUAAGGCAUCAACAAAAUCCAGAUGACUGGUUCACAGGGCAGUCAUGACAAGAUGUAGUCUUAUUUCAUCACCCCCUCCACAUUAAAAGUAGAUUUUGAAUGUUACAAUGUAAUGAUGUUGAAUCCGAUGAGGAGGACAUGUGAGGGGCAAGGUGAUAUUUUUUAAUGGGGUGUGAGGCCGCUUACCACUAGCGGUGCAGACAUCACCCAGGCUGAUGGGCCAUCCUGUUGAGUAUGGAUCUCUGAAUACAAGCAAUAGUCACAGCUAUGGAAACCAGGAAGUUAACGGGUGGAGUCAAGCCCAAAGGACUGCUUGAAGGAUAUAAAGUUGAGGAAAUGAUGAAAAGCAAUUAAAUGCCUUCCAAAGGGACGCUGCAUGGGGGUCCUGGAAGUAGCAUCUAAGACAUAUAUAACCAGGACAGAAAUUCACUGAUGGCCUGAAGAUUAACCCAACCUGAGCAUUUGACUUGGCUGCUGACCUUCAGUAAGUGCUACAUGUUGGGGCGGUUGUACAUGGCAAAUUCAACCAGCUGGACAGGAGGAGGUUGCAGCAAAUGCACAACAUGAUCACCUCAAAUAGAGACACUGAUGAUUUCUCUGUUCAUAAGUGCUUCUCUUUGGGGGUGUUUUGUUGGUGUCUUUUCACCAAAAAGCAGGUAUGAAACAGAAAAAUACUGGCAAAGACAUGUUUCAUUAUGGCUUACUGGUUUUGUCAUGAUUAUUUAUUAUUAUUUUUCAUUCCUUAUUAUUUGUCAUGAUUAUGUCACCAGCAUUACCCAAACACAUGCACUGACUAGAUAAGUGAAAGCAGUAAGUGCUACUUGUUGGGGUAGUGUUGCUGAAAACCAACUCUCAGCUGUCAAUACCAGAAGCCCCCUGGGAGAUAUAUUCUUGUACAACAGAAUUUUAGCUCAGGAAAACACUGGUCCAGAACUGUUUCUGAGCUGAGGGUCAAUAUCACUACCCUGACUUGAGCAUUAACUUGCACCUUGAACUCAGUAAGUGCUACUUGUUGGGGCAGUUUUACUUGACAGAAAAAGCUGUGUGUGCGCGUCCUUUUUUCAUUGUUCUUGAAGUCUGAUCAUGCAAGAAUGUCUCCUAGAUCACUCCAAACAGAGCCACUGCUGAUUUGCUUCAACAAAAGUGCUUCUCUUUGGGGUUGUCUAGGAUGGUAAAAACCACCAAGAGGUUAUGAAAGUUCUCGACUGUUCAUCCACCUUCACUGUGGCAACAUUUGUUUUCAUAAUUUAAUCCAGGAUUAAAAGCCUUGCUGUGCUGAUCAGGGAAAAAUGAGGGGGGUCUAGUCUUGCCUGUAACUGGUCAGUACUGUAACCCCAACACAAACACUGACUUGGGUUCCACAUGCAGUAAGUGCUUUUUGUUGGGGUAGUUUUACUGACAAAGAACUAUUGCAAAGACUCAGAUGAAUAAGGCAUCAACAAAAUCCAGAUGACUGGUUCACAGGGCAGUCAUGACAAGAUGUACUCUUAUUUCAUCACCCCCUCCGCAUUAAAAGUAGACUUUGAAUGUUACAAUGUAAUGAUGUUGAAUCCGAUGAGGAGGACAUGUGAGGGGCAAGGUGAUAUUUUUUGAUGGGGUGUGAGGCCGCUUACCACUACUCAUUAAUGGGACAUUACCCAGGCUGAUGGGCCAUCCUGUUGAGUAUGGAUCUCUGAAUACAAGCAAUAGUCACAGCUAUGGAAACCAGGAAGUUACCGGUUGGAGUCAAGCCCAAAGGACUGCUUGAAGGAUAUAAAGUUGAGGAAAUGAUGAAAAGCAAUUAAAUGCCUUCCAAAGGGACGCUGCAUGGGGGUCCUGGAAGUAGCAUCUAAGACAUAUAUAACCAGGACAGAAAUUCACUGAUGGCCUGAAGAUUAACCCAACCUGAGCAUUUGACUUGGCUGCUGACCUUCAGGAAGUGCUUCAUGUUGGGGCGGUUGUACAUGGCAAAUUCAACGAGCUGGACAGGAGGAGGUUGCAGCAAAUGCACAACAUGAUCACCUCAAAUAGAGACACUGAUGAUUUCUCUGUUCAUAAGUGCUUCUCUUUGGGGGUGUUUUGUUGGUGUCUUUUCACCAAAAAGCAGGUAUGAAACAGAAAAAUACUGGCAAAGACAUGUUUCAUUAUGGCUUACUGGUUUUGUCAUGAUUAUUUAUUAUUAUUUUUCAUUCCUUAUUAUUUGUCAUGAUUAUGUCACCAGCAUUACCCAAACACAUGCACUGACUAGAUAAGUGAAAGCAGUAAGUGCUACUUGUUGGGGUAGUGUUGCUGAAAACCAACUCUCAGCUGUCAAUACACAAAGCCCCCUGGGAGAUAUAUUCUUGUACAACAGAAUUUUAGCUCAGGAAAACACUGGUCCAGAACUGUUUCUGAGCUGAGGGUCAAUAUCACUACCCUGACUUGAGCAUUAACUUGCACCUUGAACUCAGUAAGUGCUACUUGUUGGGGCAGUUUUACUUGACAGAAAAAGCUGUGUGUGUGCGUCCUUUUUUCAUUGUUCUUGAAGUCUGAUCAUGCAAGAUUGUCUCCUAGAUCACUCCAAACAGAGCCACUGCUGAUUUGCUUCAACAAAAGUGCUUCUCUUUGGGGUUGUCUAGGAUGGUAAAAACCACCAAGAGGAUAUGAAAGUUCUCGACUGUUCAUCCACCAGCACUGUGGCAACAUUUGUUUUCAUAAUUUAAUCCAGGAUUAAAAGCCUUGCUGUGCUGAUCAGGGAAAAAUGAGGGGGGUCUAGUCUUGCCUGUAACUGGUCAGUACUGUAACCCCAACACAAACACUGACUUGGGUUCCACAUGCAGUAAGUGCUUUUUGUUGGGGUAGUUUUACUGACAAAGAACUAUUGCAAAGACUCAGAUGAAUAAGGCAUCAACAAAAUCCAGAUGACUGGUUCACAGGGCAGUCAUGACAAGAUGUAGUCUUAUUUCAUCACCCCCUCCACAUUAAAAGUAGACUUUGAAUGUUACAAUGUAAUGAUGUUGAAUCCGAUGAGGAGGACAUGUGAGGGGCAAGGUGAUAUUUUUUGAUGGGGUGUGAGGCUGCUUACCACUACUCAUUAAUGGGACAUUACCCAGGCUGAUGGGCCAUCCUGUUGAGUAUGGAUCUCUGAAUACAAGCAAUAGUCACAGCUAUGGAAACCAGGAAGUUAACGGGCGGAGUCAAGCCCAAAGGACUGCUUGAAGGAUAUAAAGUUGAGGAAAUGAUGAAAAGCAAUUAAAUGCCUUCCAAAGGGACGCUGCAUGGGGGUCCUGGAAGUAGCAUCUAAGACAUAUAUAACCAGGACAGAAAUUCACUGAUGGCCUGAAGAUUAACCCAACCUGAGCAUUUGACUUGGCUGCUGACCUUCAGUAAGUGCUACAUGUUGGGGCGGUUGUACAUGGCAAAUUCAACCAGCUGGACAGGAGGAGGUUGCAGCAAAUGCACAACAUGAUCACCUCAAAUAGAGACACUGAUGAUUUCUCUGUUCAUAAGUGCUUCUCUUUGGGGGUGUUUUGUUGGUGGUGUCUUUUCACCAAAAAGCAGGUAUGAAACAGAAAAAUACUGGCAAAGACAUGUUUCAUUAUGGCUUACUGGUUUUGUCAUGAUUAUUUAUUAUUAUUUUUCAUUCCUUAUUAUUUGUCAUGAUUAUGUCACCAGCAUUACCCAAACACAUGCACUGACUAGAUAAGUGAAAGCAGUAAGUGCUACUUGUUGGGGUAGUGUUGCUGAAAACCAACUCUCAGCUGUCAAUACCAAAGCCCCCUGGGAGAUAUAUUCUUGUACAACAGAAUUUUAGCUCAGGAAAACACUGGUCCAGAACUGUUUCUGAGCUGAGGGUCAAUAUCACUACCCUGACUUGAGCAUUAACUUGCACCUUGAACUCAGUAAGUGCUACUUGUUGGGGCAGUUUUACUUGACAGAAAAAGCUGUGUGUGCGCGUCCUUUUUUCAUUGUUCUUGAAGUCUGAUCAUGCAAGAAUGUCUCCUAGAUCACUCCAAACAGAGCCACUGCUGAUUUGCUUCAACAAAAGUGCUUCUCUUUGGGGUUGUCUAGGAUGGUAAAAACCACCAAGAGGAUAUGAAAGUUCUCGACUGUUCAUCCACCAGCACUGUGGCAACAUUUGUUUUCAUAAUUUAAUCCAGGAUUAAAAGCCUUGCUGUGCUGAUCAGGGAAAAUGAGGGGGGUCUAGUCUUGCCUGUAACUGGUCAGUACUGUAACCCCAACACAAACACUGACUUGGGUUCCACAUGCAGUAAGUGCUUUUUGUUGGGGUAGUUUUACUGACAAAGAACUAUUGCAAAGACUCAGAUGAAUAAGGCAUCAACAAAAUCCAGAUGACUGGUUCACAGGGCAGUCAUGACAAGAUGUACUCUUAUUUCAUCACCCCCUCCGCAUUAAAAGUAGACUUUGAAUGUUACAAUGUAUUGAUGUUGAAUCCGAUGAGGAGGACAUGUGAGGGGCAAGGUGAUAUUUUUUGAUGGGGUGUGAGGCCGCUUACCACUACUCAUUAAUGGGACAUUACCCAGGCUGAUGGGCCAUCCUGUUGAGUAUGGAUCUCUGAAUACAAGCAAUAGUCACAGCUAUGGAAACCAGGAAGUUACCGGGCGGAGUCAAGCCCAAAGGACUGCUUGAAGGAUAUAAAGUUGAGGAAAUGAUGAAAAGCAAUUAAAUGCCUUCCAAAGGGACGCUGCAUGGGGGUCCUGGAAGUAGCAUCUAAGACAUAUAUAACCAGGACAGAAAUUCACUGAUGGCCUGAAGAUUAACCCAACCUGAGCAUUUGACUUGGCUGCUGACCUUCAGUAAGUGCUACAUGUUGGGGCGGUUGUACAUGGCAAAUUCAACAAGCUGGACAGGAGGAGGUUGCAGCAAAUGCACAACAUGAUCACCUCAAAUAGAGACACUGAUGAUUUCUCUGUUCAUAAGUGCUUCUCUUUGGGGGUGUUUUGUUGGUGUCUUUUCACCAAAAAGCAGGUAUGAAACAGAAAAAUACUGGCAAAGACAUGUUUCAUUAUGGCUUACUGGUUUUGUCAUGAUUAUUUAUUAUUAUUUUUCAUUCCUUAUUAUUUGUCAUGAUUAUGUCACCAGCAUUACCCAAACACAUGCACUGACUAGAUAAGUGAAAGCAGUAAGUGCUACUUGUUGGGGUAGUGUUGCUGAAAACCAACUCUCAGCUGUCAAUACCAGAAGCCCCCUGGGAGAUAUAUUCUUGUACAACAGAAUUUUAGCUCAGGAAAACACUGGUCCAGAACUGUUUCUGAGCUGAGGGUCAAUAUCACUACCCUGACUUGAGCAUUAACUUGCACCUUGAACUCAGUAAGUGCUACUUGUUGGGGCAGUUUUACUUGACAGAAAAAGCUGUGUGUGUGCGUCCUUUUUUCAUUGUUCUUGAAGUCUGAUCAUGCAAGAAUGUCUCCUAGAUCACUCCAAACAGAGCCACUGCUGAUUUGCUUCAACAAAAGUGCUUCUCUUUGGGGUUGUCUAGGAUGGUAAAAACCACCAAGAGGAUAUGAAAGUUCUCGACUGUUCAUCCACCAGCACUGUGGCAACAUUUGUUUUCAUAAUUUAAUCCAGGAUUAAAAGCCUUGCUGUGCUGAUCAGGGAAAAAUGAGGGGGGUCUAGUCUUGCCUGUAACUGGUCAGUACUGUAACCCCAACACAAACACUGACUUGGGUUCCACAUGCAGUAAGUGCUUUUUGUUGGGGUAGUUUUACUGACAAAGAACUAUUGCAAAGACUCAGAUGAAUAAGGCAUCAACAAAAUCCAGAUGACUGGUUCACAGGGCAGUCAUGACAAGAUGUAGUCUUAUUUCAUCACCCCCUCCGCAUUAAAAGUAGACUUUGAAUGUUACAAUGUAAUGAUGUUGAAUCCGAUGAGGAGGACAUGUGAGGGGCAAGGUGAUAUUUUUUGAUGGGGUGUGAGGCCGCUUACCACUACUCAUUAAUGGGACAUUACCCAGGCUGAUGGGCCAUCCUGUUGAGUAUGGAUCUCUGAAUACAAGCAAUAGUCACAGCUAUGGAAACCAGGAAGUUAACGGGUGGAGUCAAGCCCAAAGGACUGCUUGAAGGAUAUAAAGUUGAGGAAAUGAUGAAAAGCAAUUAAAUGCCUUCCAAAGGGACGCUGCAUGGGGGUCCUGGAAGUAGCAUCUAAGACAUAUAUAACCAGGACAGAAAUUCACUGAUGGCCUGAAGAUUAACCCAACCUGAGCAUUUGACUUGGCUGCUGACCUUCAGUAAGUGCUACAUGUUGGGGCGGUUGUACAUGGCAAAUUCAACAAGCUGGACAGGAGGAGGUUGCAGCAAAUGCACAACAUGAUCACCUCAAAUAGAGACACUGAUGAUUUCUCUGUUCAUAAGUGCUUCUCUUUGGGGGUGUUUUGUUGGUGUCUUUUCACCAAAAAGCAGGUAUGAAACAGAAAAAUACUGGCAAAGACAUGUUUCAUUAUGGCUUACUGGUUUUGUCAUGAUUAUUUAUUAUUAUUUUUCAUUCCUUAUUAUUUGUCAUGAUUAUGUCACCAGCAUUACCCAAACACAUGCACUGACUAGAUAAGUGAAAGCAGUAAGUGCUACUUGUUGGGGUAGUGUUGCUGAAAACCAACUCUCAGCUGUCAAUACCAAAGCCCCCUGGGAGAUAUAUUCUUGUACAACAGAAUUUUAGCUCAGGAAAACACUGGUCCAGAACUGUUUCUGAGCUGAGGGUCAAUAUCACUACCCUGACUUGAGCAUUAACUUGCACCUUGAACUCAGUAAGUGCUACUUGUUGGGGCAGUUUUACUUGACAGAAAAAGCUGUGUGUGCGCGUCCUUUUUUCAUUGUUCUUGAAGUCUGAUCAUGCAAGAAUGUCUCCUAGAUCACUCCAAACAGAGCCACUGCUGAUUUGCUUCAACAAAAGUGCUUCUCUUUGGGGUUGUCUAGGAUGGUAAAAACCACCAAGAGGAUAUGAAAGUUCUCGACUGUUCAUCCACCAGCACUGUGGCAACAUUUGUUUUCAUAAUUUAAUCCAGGAUUAAAAGCCUUGCUGUGCUGAUCAGGGAAAAAUGAGGGGGGUCUAGUCUUGCCUGUAACUGGUCAGUACUGUAACCCCAACACAAACACUGACUUGGGUUCCACAUGCAGUAAGUGCUUUUUGUUGGGGUAGUUUUACUGACAAAGAACUAUUGCAAAGACUCAGAUGAAUAAGGCAUCAACAAAAUCCAGAUGACUGGUUCACAGGGCAGUCAUGACAAGAUGUACUCUUAUUUCAUCACCCCCUCCGCAUUAAAAGUAGACUUUGAAUGUUACAAUGUAAUGAUGUUGAAUCCGAUGAGGAGGACAUGUGAGGGGCAAGGUGAUAUUUUUUGAUGGGGUGUGAGGCCGCUUACCACUACUCAUUAAUGGGACAUUACCCAGGCUGAUGGGCCAUCCUGUUGAGUAUGGAUCUCUGAAUACAAGCAAUAGUCACAGCUAUGGAAACCAGGAAGUUAACGGGUGGAGUCAAGCCCAAAGGACUGCUUGAAGGAUAUAAAGUUGAGGAAAUGAUGAAAAGCAAUUAAAUGCCUUCCAAAGGGACGCUGCAUGGGGGUCCUGGAAGUAGCAUCUAAGACAUAUAUAACCAGGACAGAAAUUCACUGAUGGCCUGAAGAUUAACCCAACCUGAGCAUUUGACUUGGCUGCUGACCUUCAGUAAGUGCUACAUGUUGGGGCGGUUGUACAUGGCAAAUUCAACGAGCUGGACAGGAGGAGGUUGCAGCAAAUGCACAACAUGAUCACCUCAAAUAGAGACACUGAUGAUUUCUCUGUUCAUAAGUGCUUCUCUUUGGGGGUGUUUUGUUGGUGUCUUUUCACCAAAAAGCAGGUAUGAAACAGAAAAAUACUGGCAAAGACAUGUUUCAUUAUGGCUUACUGGUUUUGUCAUGAUUAUUUAUUAUUAUUUUUCAUUCCUUAUUAUUUGUCAUGAUUAUGUCACCAGCAUUACCCAAACACAUGCACUGACUAGAUAAGUGAAAGCAGUAAGUGCUACUUGUUGGGGUAGUGUUGCUGAAAACCAACUCUCAGCUGUCAAUACCAAAGCCCCCUGGGAGAUAUAUUCUUGUACAACAGAAUUUUAGCUCAGGAAAACACUGGUCCAGAACUGUUUCUGAGCUGAGGGUCAAUAUCACUACCCUGACUUGAGCAUUAACUUGCACCUUGAACUCAGUAAGUGCUACUUGUUGGGGCAGUUUUACUUGACAGAAAAAGCUGUGUGUGCGCGUCCUUUUUUCAUUGUUCUUGAAGUCUGAUCAUGCAAGAAUGUCUCCUAGAUCACUCCAAACAGAGCCACUGCUGAUUUGCUUCAACAAAAGUGCUUCUCUUUGGGGUUGUCUAGGAUGGUAAAAACCACCAAGAGGAUAUGAAAGUUCUCGACUGUUCAUCCACCAGCACUGUGGCAACAUUUGUUUUCAUAAUUUAAUCCAGGAUUAAAAGCCUUGCUGUGCUGAUCAGGGAAAAAUGAGGGGGUCUAGUCUUGCCUGUAACUGGUCAGUACUGUAACCCCAACACAAACACUGACUUGGGUUCCACAUGCAGUAAGUGCUUUUUGUUGGGGUAGUUUUACUGACAAAGAACUAUUGCAAAGACUCAGAUGAAUAAGGCAUCAACAAAAUCCAGAUGACUGGUUCACAGGGCAGUCAUGACAAGAUGUAGUCUUAUUUCAUCACCCCCUCCGCAUUAAAAGUAGACUUUGAAUGUUACAAUGUAAUGAUGUUGAAUCCGAUGAGGAGGACAUGUGAGGGGCAAGGUGAUAUUUUUUGAUGGGGUGUGAGGCCGCUUACCACUACUCAUUAAUGGGACAUUACCCAGGCUGAUGGGCCAUCCUGUUGAGUAUGGAUCUCUGAAUACAAGCAAUAGUCACAGCUAUGGAAACCAGGAAGUUAACGGGUGGAGUCAAGCCCAAAGGACUGCUUGAAGGAUAUAAAGUUGAGGAAAUGAUGAAAAGCAAUUAAAUGCCUUCCAAAGGGACGCUGCAUGGGGGUCCUGGAAGUAGCAUCUAAGACAUAUAUAACCAGGACAGAAAUUCACUGAUGGCCUGAAGAUUAACCCAACCUGAGCAUUUGACUUGGCUGCUGACCUUCAGUAAGUGCUACAUGUUGGGGCGGUUGUACAUGGCAAAUUCAACGAGCUGGACAGGAGGAGGUUGCAGCAAAUGCACAACAUGAUCACCUCAAAUAGAGACACUGAUGAUUUCUCUGUUCAUAAGUGCUUCUCUUUGGGGGUGUUUUGUUGGUGUCUUUUCACCAAAAAGCAGGUAUGAAACAGAAAAAUACUGGCAAAGACAUGUUUCAUUAUGGCUUACUGGUUUUGUCAUGAUUAUUUAUUAUUAUUUUUCAUUCCUUAUUAUUUGUCAUGAUUAUGUCACCAGCAUUACCCAAACACAUGCACUGACUAGAUAAGUGAAAGCAGUAAGUGCUACUUGUUGGGGUAGUGUUGCUGAAAACCAACUCUCAGCUGUCAAUACCAAAGCCCCCUGGGAGAUAUAUUCUUGUACAACAGAAUUUUAGCUCAGGAAAACACUGGUCCAGAACUGUUUCUGAGCUGAGGGUCAAUAUCACUACCCUGACUUGAGCAUUAACUUGCACCUUGAACUCAGUAAGUGCUACUUGUUGGGGCAGUUUUACUUGACAGAAAAAGCUGUGUGUGCGCGUCCUUUUUUCAUUGUUCUUGAAGUCUGAUCAUGCAAGAAUGUCUCCUAGAUCACUCCAAACAGAGCCACUGCUGAUUUGCUUCAACAAAAGUGCUUCUCUUUGGGGUUGUCUAGGAUGGUAAAAACCACCAAGAGGAUAUGAAAGUUCUCGACUGUUCAUCCACCAGCACUGUGGCAACAUUUGUUUUCAUAAUUUAAUCCAGGAUUAAAAGCCUUGCUGUGCUGAUCAGGGAAAAAUGAGGGGGGUCUAGUCUUGCCUGUAACUGGUCAGUACUGUAACCCCAACACAAACACUGACUUGGGUUCCACAUGCAGUAAGUGCUUUUUGUUGGGGUAGUUUUACUGACAAAGAACUAUUGCAAAGACUCAGAUGAAUAAGGCAUCAACAAAAUCCAGAUGACUGGUUCACAGGGCAGUCAUGACAAGAUGUACUCUUAUUUCAUCACCCCCUCCGCAUUAAAAGUAGACUUUGAAUGUUACAAUGUAAUGAUGUUGAAUCCGAUGAGGAGGACAUGUGAGGGGCAAGGUGAUAUUUUUUGAUGGGGUGUGAGGCCGCUUACCACUACUCAUUAAUGGGACAUUACCCAGGCUGAUGGGCCAUCCUGUUGAGUAUGGAUCUCUGAAUACAAGCAAUAGUCACAGCUAUGGAAACCAGGAAGUUAACGGGUGGAGUCAAGCCCAAAGGACUGCUUGAAGGAUAUAAAGUUGAGGAAAUGAUGAAAAGCAAUUAAAUGCCUUCCAAAGGGACGCUGCAUGGGGGUCCUGGAAGUAGCAUCUAAGACAUAUAUAACCAGGACAGAAAUUCACUGAUGGCCUGAAGAUUAACCCAACCUGAGCAUUUGACUUGGCUGCUGACCUUCAGUAAGUGCUACAUGUUGGGGCGGUUGUACAUGGCAAAUUCAACGAGCUGGACAGGAGGAGGUUGCAGCAAAUGCACAACAUGAUCACCUCAAAUAGAGACACUGAUGAUUUCUCUGUUCAUAAGUGCUUCUCUUUGGGGGUGUUUUGUUGGUGUCUUUUCACCAAAAAGCAGGUAUGAAACAGAAAAAUACUGGCAAAGACAUGUUUCAUUAUGGCUUACUGGUUUUGUCAUGAUUAUUUAUUAUUAUUUUUCAUUCCUUAUUAUUUGUCAUGAUUAUGUCACCAGCAUUACCCAAACACAUGCACUGACUAGAUAAGUGAAAGCAGUAAGUGCUACUUGUUGGGGUAGUGUUGCUGAAAACCAACUCUCAGCUGUCAAUACCAAAGCCCCCUGGGAGAUAUAUUCUUGUACAACAGAAUUUUAGCUCAGGAAAACACUGGUCCAGAACUGUUUCUGAGCUGAGGGUCAAUAUCACUACCCUGACUUGAGCAUUAACUUGCACCUUGAACUCAGUAAGUGCUACUUGUUGGGGCAGUUUUACUUGACAGAAAAAGCUGUGUGUGCGCGUCCUUUUUUCAUUGUUCUUGAAGUCUGAUCAUGCAAGAAUGUCUCCUAGAUCACUCCAAACAGAGCCACUGCUGAUUUGCUUCAACAAAAGUGCUUCUCUUUGGGGUUGUCUAGGAUGGUAAAAACCACCAAGAGGAUAUGAAAGUUCUCGACUGUUCAUCCACCAGCACUGUGGCAACAUUUGUUUUCAUAAUUUAAUCCAGGAUUAAAAGCCUUGCUGUGCUGAUCAGGGAAAAAUGAGGGGGGUCUAGUCUUGCCUGUAACUGGUCAGUACUGUAACCCCAACACAAACACUGACUUGGGUUCCACAUGCAGUAAGUGCUUUUUGUUGGGGUAGUUUUACUGACAAAGAACUAUUGCAAAGACUCAGAUGAAUAAGGCAUCAACAAAAUCCAGAUGACUGGUUCACAGGGCAGUCAUGACAAGAUGUACUCUUAUUUCAUCACCCCCUCCGCAUUAAAAGUAGACUUUGAAUGUUACAAUGUAAUGAUGUUGAAUCCGAUGAGGAGGACAUGUGAGGGGCAAGGUGAUAUUUUUUGAUGGGGUGUGAGGCCGCUUACCACUACUCAUUAAUGGGACAUUACCCAGGCUGAUGGGCCAUCCUGUUGAGUAUGGAUCUCUGAAUACAAGCAAUAGUCACAGCUAUGGAAACCAGGAAGUUAACGGGUGGAGUCAAGCCCAAAGGACUGCUUGAAGGAUAUAAAGUUGAGGAAAUGAUGAAAAGCAAUUAAAUGCCUUCCAAAGGGACGCUGCAUGGGGGUCCUGGAAGUAGCAUCUAAGACAUAUAUAACCAGGACAGAAAUUCACUGAUGGCCUGAAGAUUAACCCAACCUGAGCAUUUGACUUGGCUGCUGACCUUCAGUAAGUGCUACAUGUUGGGGCGGUUGUACAUGGCAAAUUCAACAAGCUGGACAGGAGGAGGUUGCAGCAAAUGCACAACAUGAUCACCUCAAAUAGAGACACUGAUGAUUUCUCUGUUCAUAAGUGCUUCUCUUUGGGGGUGUUUUGUUGGUGUCUUUUCACCAAAAAGCAGGUAUGAAACAGAAAAAUACUGGCAAAGACAUGUUUCAUUAUGGCUUACUGGUUUUGUCAUGAUUAUUUAUUAUUAUUUUUCAUUCCUUAUUAUUUGUCAUGAUUAUGUCACCAGCAUUACCCAAACACAUGCACUGACUAGAUAAGUGAAAGCAGUAAGUGCUACUUGUUGGGGUAGUGUUGCUGAAAACCAACUCUCAGCUGUCAAUACCAAAGCCCCCUGGGAGAUAUAUUCUUGUACAACAGAAUUUUAGCUCAGGAAAACACUGGUCCAGAACUGUUUCUGAGCUGAGGGUCAAUAUCACUACCCUGACUUGAGCAUUAACUUGCACCUUGAACUCAGUAAGUGCUACUUGUUGGGGCAGUUUUACUUGACAGAAAAAGCUGUGUGUGCGCGUCCUUUUUUCAUUGUUCUUGAAGUCUGAUCAUGCAAGAAUGUCUCCUAGAUCACUCCAAACAGAGCCACUGCUGAUUUGCUUCAACAAAAGUGCUUCUCUUUGGGGUUGUCUAGGAUGGUAAAAACCACCAAGAGGAUAUGAAAGUUCUCGACUGUUCAUCCACCAGCACUGUGGCAACAUUUGUUUUCAUAAUUUAAUCCAGGAUUAAAAGCCUUGCUGUGCUGAUCAGGGAAAAAUGAGGGGGGUCUAGUCUUGCCUGUAACUGGUCAGUACUGUAACCCCAACACAAACACUGACUUGGGUUCCACAUGCAGUAAGUGCUUUUUGUUGGGGUAGUUUUACUGACAAAGAACUAUUGCAAAGACUCAGAUGAAUAAGGCAUCAACAAAAUCCAGAUGACUGGUUCACAGGGCAGUCAUGACAAGAUGUACUCUUAUUUCAUCACCCCCUCCGCAUUAAAAGUAGACUUUGAAUGUUACAAUGUAAUGAUGUUGAAUCCGAUGAGGAGGACAUGUGAGGGGCAAGGUGAUAUUUUUUGAUGGGGUGUGAGGCCGCUUACCACUACUCAUUAAUGGGACAUUACCCAGGCUGAUGGGCCAUCCUGUUGAGUAUGGAUCUCUGAAUACAAGCAAUAGUCACAGCUAUGGAAACCAGGAAGUUACCGGGCGGAGUCAAGCCCAAAGGACUGCUUGAAGGAUAUAAAGUUGAGGAAAUGAUGAAAAGCAAUUAAAUGCCUUCCAAAGGGACGCUGCAUGGGGGUCCUGGAAGUAGCAUCUAAGACAUAUAUAACCAGGACAGAAAUUCACUGAUGGCCUGAAGAUUAACCCAACCUGAGCAUUUGACUUGGCUGCUGACCUUCAGUAAGUGCUACAUGUUGGGGCGGUUGUACAUGGCAAAUUCAACAAGCUGGACAGGAGGAGGUUGCAGCAAAUGCACAACAUGAUCACCUCAAAUAGAGACACUGAUGAUUUCUCUGUUCAUAAGUGCUUCUCUUUGGGGGUGUUUUGUUGGUGUCUUUUCACCAAAAAGCAGGUAUGAAACAGAAAAAUACUGGCAAAGACAUGUUUCAUUAUGGCUUACUGGUUUUGUCAUGAUUAUUUAUUAUUAUUUUUCAUUCCUUAUUAUUUGUCAUGAUUAUGUCACCAGCAUUACCCAAACACAUGCACUGACUAGAUAAGUGAAAGCAGUAAGUGCUACUUGUUGGGGUAGUGUUGCUGAAAACCAACUCUCAGCUGUCAAUACCAAAGCCCCCUGGGAGAUAUAUUCUUGUACAACAGAAUUUUAGCUCAGGAAAACACUGGUCCAGAACUGUUUCUGAGCUGAGGGUCAAUAUCACUACCCUGACUUGAGCAUUAACUUGCACCUUGAACUCAGUAAGUGCUACUUGUUGGGGCAGUUUUACUUGACAGAAAAAGCUGUGUGUGCGCGUCCUUUUUUCAUUGUUCUUGAAGUCUGAUCAUGCAAGAAUGUCUCCUAGAUCACUCCAAACAGAGCCACUGCUGAUUUCUUCAACAAAAGUGCUUCUCUUUGGGGUUGUCUAGGAUGGUAAAAACCACCAAGAGGAUAUGAAAGUUCUCGACUGUUCAUCCACCAGCACUGUGGCAACAUUUGUUUUCAUAAUUUAAUCCAGGAUUAAAAGCCUUGCUGUGCUGAUCAGGAAAAAUGAGGGGGGUCUAGUCUUGCCUGUAACUGGUCAGUACUGUAACCCCAACACAAACACUGACUUGGGUUCCACAUGCAGUAAGUGCUUUUUGUUGGGGUAGUUUUACUGACAAAGAACUAUUGCAAAGACUCAGAUGAAUAAGGCAUCAACAAAAUCCAGAUGACUGGUUCACAGGGCAGUCAUGACAAGAUGUACUCUUAUUUCAUCACCCCCUCCGCAUUAAAAGUAGACUUUGAAUGUUACAAUGUAAUGAUGUUGAAUCCGAUGAGGAGGACAUGUGAGGGGCAAGGUGAUAUUUUUUGAUGGGGUGUGAGGCCGCUUACCACUACUCAUUAAUGGGACAUUACCCAGGCUGAUGGGCCAUCCUGUUGAGUAUGGAUCUCUGAAUACAAGCAAUAGUCACAGCUAUGGAAACCAGGAAGUUAACGGGCGGAGUCAAGCCCAAAGGACUGCUUGAAGGAUAUAAAGUUGAGGAAAUGAUGAAAAGCAAUUAAAUGCCUUCCAAAGGGACGCUGCAUGGGGGUCCUGGAAGUAGCAUCUAAGACAUAUAUAACCAGGACAGAAAUUCACUGAUGGCCUGAAGAUUAACCCAACCUGAGCAUUUGACUUGGCUGCUGACCUUCAGUAAGUGCUACAUGUUGGGGCGGUUGUACAUGGCAAAUUCAACAAGCUGGACAGGAGGAGGUUGCAGCAAAUGCACAACAUGAUCACCUCAAAUAGAGACACUGAUGAUUUCUCUGUUCAUAAGUGCUUCUCUUUGGGGGUGUUUUGUUGGUGUCUUUUCACCAAAAAGCAGGUAUGAAACAGAAAAAUACUGGCAAAGACAUGUUUCAUUAUGGCUUACUGGUUUUGUCAUGAUUAUUUAUUAUUAUUUUUCAUUCCUUAUUAUUUGUCAUGAUUAUGUCACCAGCAUUACCCAAACACAUGCACUGACUAGAUAAGUGAAAGCAGUAAGUGCUACUUGUUGGGGUAGUGUUGCUGAAAACCAACUCUCAGCUGUCAAUACCAAAGCCCCCUGGGAGAUAUAUUCUUGUACAACAGAAUUUUAGCUCAGGAAAACACUGGUCCAGAACUGUUUCUGAGCUGAGGGUCAAUAUCACUACCCUGACUUGAGCAUUAACUUGCACCUUGAACUCAGUAAGUGCUACUUGUUGGGGCAGUUUUACUUGACAGAAAAAGCUGUGUGUGCGCGUCCUUUUUUCAUUGUUCUUGAAGUCUGAUCAUGCAAGAAUGUCUCCUAGAUCACUCCAAACAGAGCCACUGCUGAUUUGCUUCAACAAAAGUGCUUCUCUUUGGGGUUGUCUAGGAUGGUAAAAACCACCAAGAGGAUAUGAAAGUUCUCGACUGUUCAUCCACCAGCACUGUGGCAACAUUUGUUUUCAUAAUUUAAUCCAGGAUUAAAAGCCUUGCUGUGCUGAUCAGGGAAAAAUGAGGGGGUCUAGUCUUGCCUGUAACUGGUCAGUACUGUAACCCCAACACAAACACUGACUUGGGUUCCACAUGCAGUAAGUGCUUUUUGUUGGGGUAGUUUUACUGACAAAGAACUAUUGCAAAGACUCAGAUGAAUAAGGCAUCAACAAAAUCCAGAUGACUGGUUCACAGGGCAGUCAUGACAAGAUGUAGUCUUAUUUCAUCACCCCCUCCGCAUUAAAAGUAGACUUUGAAUGUUACAAUGUAAUGAUGUUGAAUCCGAUGAGGAGGACAUGUGAGGGGCAAGGUGAUAUUUUUUGAUGGGGUGUGAGGCCGCUUACCACUACUCAUUAAUGGGACAUUACCCAGGCUGAUGGGCCAUCCUGUUGAGUAUGGAUCUCUGAAUACAAGCAAUAGUCACAGCUAUGGAAACCAGGAAGUUACCGGGCGGAGUCAAGCCCAAAGGACUGCUUGAAGGAUAUAAAGUUGAGGAAAUGAUGAAAAGCAAUUAAAUGCCUUCCAAAGGGACGCUGCAUGGGGGUCCUGGAAGUAGCAUCUAAGACAUAUAUAACCAGGACAGAAAUUCACUGAUGGCCUGAAGAUUAACCCAACCUGAGCAUUUGACUUGGCUGCUGACCUUCAGUAAGUGCUACAUGUUGGGGCGGUUGUACAUGGCAAAUUCAACGAGCUGGACAGGAGGAGGUUGCAGCAAAUGCACAACAUGAUCACCUCAAAUAGAGACACUGAUGAUUUCUCUGUUCAUAAGUGCUUCUCUUUGGGGGUGUUUUGUUGGUGUCUUUUCACCAAAAAGCAGGUAUGAAACAGAAAAAUACUGGCAAAGACAUGUUUCAUUAUGGCUUACUGGUUUUGUCAUGAUUAUUUAUUAUUAUUUUUCAUUCCUUAUUAUUUGUCAUGAUUAUGUCACCAGCAUUACCCAAACACAUGCACUGACUAGAUAAGUGAAAGCAGUAAGUGCUACUUGUUGGGGUAGUGUUGCUGAAAACCAACUCUCAGCUGUCAAUACCAAAGCCCCCUGGGAGAUAUAUUCUUGUACAACAGAAUUUUAGCUCAGGAAAACACUGGUCCAGAACUGUUUCUGAGCUGAGGGUCAAUAUCACUACCCUGACUUGAGCAUUAACUUGCACCUUGAACUCAGUAAGUGCUACUUGUUGGGGCAGUUUUACUUGACAGAAAAAGCUGUGUGUGCGCGUCCUUUUUUCAUUGUUCUUGAAGUCUGAUCAUGCAAGAAUGUCUCCUAGAUCACUCCAAACAGAGCCACUGCUGAUUUGCUUCAACAAAAGUGCUUCUCUUUGGGGUUGUCUAGGAUGGUAAAAACCACCAAGAGGAUAUGAAAGUUCUCGACUGUUCAUCCACCAGCACUGUGGCAACAUUUGUUUUCAUAAUUUAAUCCAGGAUUAAAAGCCUUGCUGUGCUGAUCAGGGAAAAAUGAGGGGGGUCUAGUCUUGCCUGUAACUGGUCAGUACUGUAACCCCAACACAAACACUGACUUGGGUUCCACAUGCAGUAAGUGCUUUUUGUUGGGGUAGUUUUACUGACAAAGAACUAUUGCAAAGACUCAGAUGAAUAAGGCAUCAACAAAAUCCAGAUGACUGGUUCACAGGGCAGUCAUGACAAGAUGUACUCUUAUUUCAUCACCCCCUCCGCAUUAAAAGUAGACUUUGAAUGUUACAAUGUAAUGAUGUUGAAUCCGAUGAGGAGGACAUGUGAGGGGCAAGGUGAUAUUUUUUGAUGGGGUGUGAGGCCGCUUACCACUACUCAUUAAUGGGACAUUACCCAGGCUGAUGGGCCAUCCUGUUGAGUAUGGAUCUCUGAAUACAAGCAAUAGUCACAGCUAUGGAAACCAGGAAGUUAACGGGUGGAGUCAAGCCCAAAGGACUGCUUGAAGGAUAUAAAGUUGAGGAAAUGAUGAAAAGCAAUUAAAUGCCUUCCAAAGGGACGCUGCAUGGGGGUCCUGGAAGUAGCAUCUAAGACAUAUAUAACCAGGACAGAAAUUCACUGAUGGCCUGAAGAUUAACCCAACCUGAGCAUUUGACUUGGCUGCUGACCUUCAGUAAGUGCUACAUGUUGGGGCGGUUGUACAUGGCAAAUUCAACAAGCUGGACAGGAGGAGGUUGCAGCAAAUGCACAACAUGAUCACCUCAAAUAGAGACACUGAUGAUUUCUCUGUUCAUAAGUGCUUCUCUUUGGGGGUGUUUUGUUGGUGUCUUUUCACCAAAAAGCAGGUAUGAAACAGAAAAAUACUGGCAAAGACAUGUUUCAUUAUGGCUUACUGGUUUUGUCAUGAUUAUUUAUUAUUAUUUUUCAUUCCUUAUUAUUUGUCAUGAUUAUGUCACCAGCAUUACCCAAACACAUGCACUGACUAGAUAAGUGAAAGCAGUAAGUGCUACUUGUUGGGGUAGUGUUGCUGAAAACCAACUCUCAGCUGUCAAUACCAAAGCCCCCUGGGAGAUAUAUUCUUGUACAACAGAAUUUUAGCUCAGGAAAACACUGGUCCAGAACUGUUUCUGAGCUGAGGGUCAAUAUCACUACCCUGACUUGAGCAUUAACUUGCACCUUGAACUCAGUAAGUGCUACUUGUUGGGGCAGUUUUACUUGACAGAAAAAGCUGUGUGUGCGCGUCCUUUUUUCAUUGUUCUUGAAGUCUGAUCAUGCAAGAAUGUCUCCUAGAUCACUCCAAACAGAGCCACUGCUGAUUUGCUUCAACAAAAGUGCUUCUCUUUGGGGUUGUCUAGGAUGGUAAAAACCACCAAGAGGAUAUGAAAGUUCUCGACUGUUCAUCCACCAGCACUGUGGCAACAUUUGUUUUCAUAAUUUAAUCCAGGAUUAAAAGCCUUGCUGUGCUGAUCAGGGAAAAAUGAGGGGGGUCUAGUCUUGCCUGUAACUGGUCAGUACUGUAACCCCAACACAAACACUGACUUGGGUUCCACAUGCAGUAAGUGCUUUUUGUUGGGGUAGUUUUACUGACAAAGAACUAUUGCAAAGACUCAGAUGAAUAAGGCAUCAACAAAAUCCAGAUGACUGGUUCACAGGGCAGUCAUGACAAGAUGUAGUCUUAUUUCAUCACCCCCUCCGCAUUAAAAGUAGACUUUGAAUGUUACAAUGUAAUGAUGUUGAAUCCGAUGAGGAGGACAUGUGAGGGGCAAGGUGAUAUUUUUUGAUGGGGUGUGAGGCCGCUUACCACUACUCAUUAAUGGGACAUUACCCAGGCUGAUGGGCCAUCCUGUUGAGUAUGGAUCUCUGAAUACAAGCAAUAGUCACAGCUAUGGAAACCAGGAAGUUACCGGGCGGAGUCAAGCCCAAAGGACUGCUUGAAGGAUAUAAAGUUGAGGAAAUGAUGAAAAGCAAUUAAAUGCCUUCCAAAGGGACGCUGCAUGGGGGUCCUGGAAGUAGCAUCUAAGACAUAUAUAACCAGGACAGAAAUUCACUGAUGGCCUGAAGAUUAACCCAACCUGAGCAUUUGACUUGGCUGCUGACCUUCAGUAAGUGCUACAUGUUGGGGCGGUUGUACAUGGCAAAUUCAACGAGCUGGACAGGAGGAGGUUGCAGCAAAUGCACAACAUGAUCACCUCAAAUAGAGACACUGAUGAUUUCUCUGUUCAUAAGUGCUUCUCUUUGGGGGUGUUUUGUUGGUGUCUUUUCACCAAAAAGCAGGUAUGAAACAGAAAAAUACUGGCAAAGACAUGUUUCAUUAUGGCUUACUGGUUUUGUCAUGAUUAUUUAUUAUUAUUUUUCAUUCCUUAUUAUUUGUCAUGAUUAUGUCACCAGCAUUACCCAAACACAUGCACUGACUAGAUAAGUGAAAGCAGUAAGUGCUACUUGUUGGGGUAGUGUUGCUGAAAACCAACUCUCAGCUGUCAAUACCAAAGCCCCCUGGGAGAUAUAUUCUUGUACAACAGAAUUUUAGCUCAGGAAAACACUGGUCCAGAACUGUUUCUGAGCUGAGGGUCAAUAUCACUACCCUGACUUGAGCAUUAACUUGCACCUUGAACUCAGUAAGUGCUACUUGUUGGGGCAGUUUUACUUGACAGAAAAAGCUGUGUGUGCGCGUCCUUUUUUCAUUGUUCUUGAAGUCUGAUCAUGCAAGAAUGUCUCCUAGAUCACUCCAAACAGAGCCACUGCUGAUUUGCUUCAACAAAAGUGCUUCUCUUUGGGGUUGUCUAGGAUGGUAAAAACCACCAAGAGGAUAUGAAAGUUCUCGACUGUUCAUCCACCAGCACUGUGGCAACAUUUGUUUUCAUAAUUUAAUCCAGGAUUAAAAGCCUUGCUGUGCUGAUCAGGGAAAAAUGAGGGGGUCUAGUCUUGCCUGUAACUGGUCAGUACUGUAACCCCAACACAAACACUGACUUGGGUUCCACAUGCAGUAAGUGCUUUUUGUUGGGGUAGUUUUACUGACAAAGAACUAUUGCAAAGACUCAGAUGAAUAAGGCAUCAACAAAAUCCAGAUGACUGGUUCACAGGGCAGUCAUGACAAGAUGUAGUCUUAUUUCAUCACCCCCUCCGCAUUAAAAGUAGACUUUGAAUGUUACAAUGUAAUGAUGUUGAAUCCGAUGAGGAGGACAUGUGAGGGGCAAGGUGAUAUUUUUUGAUGGGGUGUGAGGCCGCUUACCACUACUCAUUAAUGGGACAUUACCCAGGCUGAUGGGCCAUCCUGUUGAGUAUGGAUCUCUGAAUACAAGCAAUAGUCACAGCUAUGGAAACCAGGAAGUUAACCGGGCGGAGUCAAGCCCAAAGGACUGCUUGAAGGAUAUAAAGUUGAGGAAAUGAUGAAAAGCAAUUAAAUGCCUUCCAAAGGGACGCUGCAUGGGGGUCCUGGAAGUAGCAUCUAAGACAUAUAUAACCAGGACAGAAAUUCACUGAUGGCCUGAAGAUUAACCCAACCUGAGCAUUUGACUUGGCUGCUGACCUUCAGUAAGUGCUACAUGUUGGGGCGGUUGUACAUGGCAAAUUCAACGAGCUGGACAGGAGGAGGUUGCAGCAAAUGCACAACAUGAUCACCUCAAAUAGAGACACUGAUGAUUUCUCUGUUCAUAAGUGCUUCUCUUUGGGGGUGUUUUGUUGGUGUCUUUUCACCAAAAAGCAGGUAUGAAACAGAAAAAUACUGGCAAAGACAUGUUUCAUUAUGGCUUACUGGUUUUGUCAUGAUUAUUUAUUAUUAUUUUUCAUUCCUUAUUAUUUGUCAUGAUUAUGUCACCAGCAUUACCCAAACACAUGCACUGACUAGAUAAGUGAAAGCAGUAAGUGCUACUUGUUGGGGUAGUGUUGCUGAAAACCAACUCUCAGCUGUCAAUACCAAAGCCCCCUGGGAGAUAUAUUCUUGUACAACAGAAUUUUAGCUCAGGAAAACACUGGUCCAGAACUGUUUCUGAGCUGAGGGUCAAUAUCACUACCCUGACUUGAGCAUUAACUUGCACCUUGAACUCAGUAAGUGCUACUUGUUGGGGCAGUUUUACUUGACAGAAAAAGCUGUGUGUGCGCGUCCUUUUUUCAUUGUUCUUGAAGUCUGAUCAUGCAAGAAUGUCUCCUAGAUCACUCCAAACAGAGCCACUGCUGAUUUGCUUCAACAAAAGUGCUUCUCUUUGGGGUUGUCUAGGAUGGUAAAAACCACCAAGAGGAUAUGAAAGUUCUCGACUGUUCAUCCACCAGCACUGUGGCAACAUUUGUUUUCAUAAUUUAAUCCAGGAUUAAAAGCCUUGCUGUGCUGAUCAGGGAAAAAUGAGGGGGUCUAGUCUUGCCUGUAACUGGUCAGUACUGUAACCCCAACACAAACACUGACUUGGGUUCCACAUGCAGUAAGUGCUUUUUGUUGGGGUAGUUUUACUGACAAAGAACUAUUGCAAAGACUCAGAUGAAUAAGGCAUCAACAAAAUCCAGAUGACUGGUUCACAGGGCAGUCAUGACAAGAUGUACUCUUAUUUCAUCACCCCCUCCGCAUUAAAAGUAGACUUUGAAUGUUACAAUGUAAUGAUGUUGAAUCCGAUGAGGAGGACAUGUGAGGGGCAAGGUGAUAUUUUUUGAUGGGGUGUGAGGCCGCUUACCACUACUCAUUAAUGGGACAUUACCCAGGCUGAUGGGCCAUCCUGUUGAGUAUGGAUCUCUGAAUACAAGCAAUAGUCACAGCUAUGGAAACCAGGAAGUUAACGGGUGGAGUCAAGCCCAAAGGACUGCUUGAAGGAUAUAAAGUUGAGGAAAUGAUGAAAAGCAAUUAAAUGCCUUCCAAAGGGACGCUGCAUGGGGGUCCUGGAAGUAGCAUCUAAGACAUAUAUAACCAGGACAGAAAUUCACUGAUGGCCUGAAGAUUAACCCAACCUGAGCAUUUGACUUGGCUGCUGACCUUCAGUAAGUGCUACAUGUUGGGGCGGUUGUACAUGGCAAAUUCAACAAGCUGGACAGGAGGAGGUUGCAGCAAAUGCACAACAUGAUCACCUCAAAUAGAGACACUGAUGAUUUCUCUGUUCAUAAGUGCUUCUCUUUGGGGGUGUUUUGUUGGUGUCUUUUCACCAAAAAGCAGGUAUGAAACAGAAAAAUACUGGCAAAGACAUGUUUCAUUAUGGCUUACUGGUUUUGUCAUGAUUAUUUAUUAUUAUUUUUCAUUCCUUAUUAUUUGUCAUGAUUAUGUCACCAGCAUUACCCAAACACAUGCACUGACUAGAUAAGUGAAAGCAGUAAGUGCUACUUGUUGGGGUAGUGUUGCUGAAAACCAACUCUCAGCUGUCAAUACCAAAGCCCCCUGGGAGAUAUAUUCUUGUACAACAGAAUUUUAGCUCAGGAAAACACUGGUCCAGAACUGUUUCUGAGCUGAGGGUCAAUAUCACUACCCUGACUUGAGCAUUAACUUGCACCUUGAACUCAGUAAGUGCUACUUGUUGGGGCAGUUUUACUUGACAGAAAAAGCUGUGUGUGCGCGUCCUUUUUUCAUUGUUCUUGAAGUCUGAUCAUGCAAGAAUGUCUCCUAGAUCACUCCAAACAGAGCCACUGCUGAUUUGCUUCAACAAAAGUGCUUCUCUUUGGGGUUGUCUAGGAUGGUAAAAACCACCAAGAGGAUAUGAAAGUUCUCGACUGUUCAUCCACCAGCACUGUGGCAACAUUUGUUUUCAUAAUUUAAUCCAGGAUUAAAAGCCUUGCUGUGCUGAUCAGGGAAAAAUGAGGGGGGUCUAGUCUUGCCUGUAACUGGUCAGUACUGUAACCCCAACACAAACACUGACUUGGGUUCCACAUGCAGUAAGUGCUUUUUGUUGGGGUAGUUUUACUGACAAAGAACUAUUGCAAAGACUCAGAUGAAUAAGGCAUCAACAAAAUCCAGAUGACUGGUUCACAGGGCAGUCAUGACAAGAUGUACUCUUAUUUCAUCACCCCCUCCGCAUUAAAAGUAGACUUUGAAUGUUACAAUGUAAUGAUGUUGAAUCCGAUGAGGAGGACAUGUGAGGGGCAAGGUGAUAUUUUUUGAUGGGGUGUGAGGCCGCUUACCACUACUCAUUAAUGGGACAUUACCCAGGCUGAUGGGCCAUCCUGUUGAGUAUGGAUCUCUGAAUACAAGCAAUAGUCACAGCUAUGGAAACCAGGAAGUUAACGGGUGGAGUCAAGCCCAAAGGACUGCUUGAAGGAUAUAAAGUUGAGGAAAUGAUGAAAAGCAAUUAAAUGCCUUCCAAAGGGACGCUGCAUGGGGGUCCUGGAAGUAGCAUCUAAGACAUAUAUAACCAGGACAGAAAUUCACUGAUGGCCUGAAGAUUAACCCAACCUGAGCAUUUGACUUGGCUGCUGACCUUCAGUAAGUGCUACAUGUUGGGGCGGUUGUACAUGGCAAAUUCAACAAGCUGGACAGGAGGAGGUUGCAGCAAAUGCACAACAUGAUCACCUCAAAUAGAGACACUGAUGAUUUCUCUGUUCAUAAGUGCUUCUCUUUGGGGGUGUUUUGUUGGUGUCUUUUCACCAAAAAGCAGGUAUGAAACAGAAAAAUACUGGCAAAGACAUGUUUCAUUAUGGCUUACUGGUUUUGUCAUGAUUAUUUAUUAUUAUUUUUCAUUCCUUAUUAUUUGUCAUGAUUAUGUCACCAGCAUUACCCAAACACAUGCACUGACUAGAUAAGUGAAAGCAGUAAGUGCUACUUGUUGGGGUAGUGUUGCUGAAAACCAACUCUCAGCUGUCAAUACCAAAGCCCCCUGGGAGAUAUAUUCUUGUACAACAGAAUUUUAGCUCAGGAAAACACUGGUCCAGAACUGUUUCUGAGCUGAGGGUCAAUAUCACUACCCUGACUUGAGCAUUAACUUGCACCUUGAACUCAGUAAGUGCUACUUGUUGGGGCAGUUUUACUUGACAGAAAAAGCUGUGUGUGCGCGUCCUUUUUUCAUUGUUCUUGAAGUCUGAUCAUGCAAGAAUGUCUCCUAGAUCACUCCAAACAGAGCCACUGCUGAUUUGCUUCAACAAAAGUGCUUCUCUUUGGGGUUGUCUAGGAUGGUAAAAACCACCAAGAGGAUAUGAAAGUUCUCGACUGUUCAUCCACCAGCACUGUGGCAACAUUUGUUUUCAUAAUUUAAUCCAGGAUUAAAAGCCUUGCUGUGCUGAUCAGGGAAAAAUGAGGGGGGUCUAGUCUUGCCUGUAACUGGUCAGUACUGUAACCCCAACACAAACACUGACUUGGGUUCCACAUGCAGUAAGUGCUUUUUGUUGGGGUAGUUUUACUGACAAAGAACUAUUGCAAAGACUCAGAUGAAUAAGGCAUCAACAAAAUCCAGAUGACUGGUUCACAGGGCAGUCAUGACAAGAUGUAGUCUUAUUUCAUCACCCCCUCCGCAUUAAAAGUAGACUUUGAAUGUUACAAUGUAAUGAUGUUGAAUCCGAUGAGGAGGACAUGUGAGGGGCAAGGUGAUAUUUUUUGAUGGGGUGUGAGGCCGCUUACCACUACUCAUUAAUGGGACAUUACCCAGGCUGAUGGGCCAUCCUGUUGAGUAUGGAUCUCUGAAUACAAGCAAUAGUCACAGCUAUGGAAACCAGGAAGUUAACGGGCGGAGUCAAGCCCAAAGGACUGCUUGAAGGAUAUAAAGUUGAGGAAAUGAUGAAAAGCAAUUAAAUGCCUUCCAAAGGGACGCUGCAUGGGGGUCCUGGAAGUAGCAUCUAAGACAUAUAUAACCAGGACAGAAAUUCACUGAUGGCCUGAAGAUUAACCCAACCUGAGCAUUUGACUUGGCUGCUGACCUUCAGUAAGUGCUACAUGUUGGGGCGGUUGUACAUGGCAAAUUCAACAAGCUGGACAGGAGGAGGUUGCAGCAAAUGCACAACAUGAUCACCUCAAAUAGAGACACUGAUGAUUUCUCUGUUCAUAAGUGCUUCUCUUUGGGGGUGUUUUGUUGGUGUCUUUUCACCAAAAAGCAGGUAUGAAACAGAAAAAUACUGGCAAAGACAUGUUUCAUUAUGGCUUACUGGUUUUGUCAUGAUUAUUUAUUAUUAUUUUUCAUUCCUUAUUAUUUGUCAUGAUUAUGUCACCAGCAUUACCCAAACACAUGCACUGACUAGAUAAGUGAAAGCAGUAAGUGCUACUUGUUGGGGUAGUGUUGCUGAAAACCAACUCUCAGCUGUCAAUACCAAAGCCCCCUGGGAGAUAUAUUCUUGUACAACAGAAUUUUAGCUCAGGAAAACACUGGUCCAGAACUGUUUCUGAGCUGAGGGUCAAUAUCACUACCCUGACUUGAGCAUUAACUUGCACCUUGAACUCAGUAAGUGCUACUUGUUGGGGCAGUUUUACUUGACAGAAAAAGCUGUGUGUGCGCGUCCUUUUUUCAUUGUUCUUGAAGUCUGAUCAUGCAAGAAUGUCUCCUAGAUCACUCCAAACAGAGCCACUGCUGAUUUGCUUCAACAAAAGUGCUUCUCUUUGGGGUUGUCUAGGAUGGUAAAAACCACCAAGAGGAUAUGAAAGUUCUCGACUGUUCAUCCACCAGCACUGUGGCAACAUUUGUUUUCAUAAUUUAAUCCAGGAUUAAAAGCCUUGCUGUGCUGAUCAGGGAAAAAUGAGGGGGGUCUAGUCUUGCCUGUAACUGGUCAGUACUGUAACCCCAACACAAACACUGACUUGGGUUCCACAUGCAGUAAGUGCUUUUUGUUGGGGUAGUUUUACUGAUAAAGAACUAUUGCAAAGACUCAGAUGAAUAAGGCAUCAACAAAAUCCAGAUGACUGGUUCACAGGGCAGUCAUGACAAGAUGUAGUCUUAUUUCAUCACCCCCCUCCGCAUUAAAAGUAGACUUUGAAUGUUACAAUGUAUUGAUGUUGAAUCCGAUGAGGAGGACAUGUGAGGGGCAAGGUGAUAUUUUUUAAUGGGGUGUGAGGCCGCUUACCACUACUCAUUAAUGGGACAUUACCCAGGCUGAUGGGCCAUCCUGUUGAGUAUGGAUCUCUGAAUACAAGCAAUAGUCACAGCUAUGGAAACCAGGAAGUUAACGGGCGGAGUCAAGCCCAAAGGACUGCUUGAAGGAUAUAAAGUUGAGGAAAUGAUGAAAAGCAAUUAAAUGCCUUCCAAAGGGACGCUGCAUGGGGGUCCUGGAAGUAGCAUCUAAGACAUAUAUAACCAGGACAGAAAUUCACUGAUGGCCUGAAGAUUAACCCAACCUGAGCAUUUGACUUGGCUGCUGACCUUCAGUAAGUGCUACAUGUUGGGGCGGUUGUACAUGGCAAAUUCAACAAGCUGGACAGGAGGAGGUUGCAGCAAAUGCACAACAUGAUCACCUCAAAUAGAGACACUGAUGAUUUCUCUGUUCAUAAGUGCUUCUCUUUGGGGGUGUUUUGUUGGUGUCUUUUCACCAAAAAGCAGGUAUGAAACAGAAAAAUACUGGCAAAGACAUGUUUCAUUAUGGCUUACUGGUUUUGUCAUGAUUAUUUAUUAUUAUUUUUCAUUCCUUAUUAUUUGUCAUGAUUAUGUCACCAGCAUUACCCAAACACAUGCACUGACUAGAUAAGUGAAAGCAGUAAGUGCUACUUGUUGGGGUAGUGUUGCUGAAAACCAACUCUCAGCUGUCAAUACCAAAGCCCCCUGGGAGAUAUAUUCUUGUACAACAGAAUUUUAGCUCAGGAAAACACUGGUCCAGAACUGUUUCUGAGCUGAGGGUCAAUAUCACUACCCUGACUUGAGCAUUAACUUGCACCUUGAACUCAGUAAGUGCUACUUGUUGGGGCAGUUUUACUUGACAGAAAAAGCUGUGUGUGCGCGUCCUUUUUUCAUUGUUCUUGAAGUCUGAUCAUGCAAGAAUGUCUCCUAGAUCACUCCAAACAGAGCCACUGCUGAUUUGCUUCAACAAAAGUGCUUCUCUUUGGGGUUGUCUAGGAUGGUAAAAACCACCAAGAGGAUAUGAAAGUUCUCGACUGUUCAUCCACCAGCACUGUGGCAACAUUUGUUUUCAUAAUUUAAUCCAGGAUUAAAAGCCUUGCUGUGCUGAUCAGGGAAAAAUGAGGGGGGUCUAGUCUUGCCUGUAACUGGUCAGUACUGUAACCCCAACACAAACACUGACUUGGGUUCCACAUGCAGUAAGUGCUUUUUGUUGGGGUAGUUUUACUGACAAAGAACUAUUGCAAAGACUCAGAUGAAUAAGGCAUCAACAAAAUCCAGAUGACUGGUUCACAGGGCAGUCAUGACAAGAUGUAGUCUUAUUUCAUCACCCCCUCCGCAUUAAAAGUAGACUUUGAAUGUUACAAUGUAUUGAUGUUGAAUCCGAUGAGGAGGACAUGUGAGGGGCAAGGUGAUAUUUUUUGAUGGGGUGUGAGGCCGCUUACCACUACUCAUUAAUGGGACAUUACCCAGGCUGAUGGGCCAUCCUGUUGAGUAUGGAUCUCUGAAUACAAGCAAUAGUCACAGCUAUGGAAACCAGGAAGUUACCGGGCGGAGUCAAGCCCAAAGGACUGCUUGAAGGAUAUAAAGUUGAGGAAAUGAUGAAAAGCAAUUAAAUGCCUUCCAAAGGGACGCUGCAUGGGGGUCCUGGAAGUAGCAUCUAAGACAUAUAUAACCAGGACAGAAAUUCACUGAUGGCCUGAAGAUUAACCCAACCUGAGCAUUUGACUUGGCUGCUGACCUUCAGUAAGUGCUACAUGUUGGGGCGGUUGUACAUGGCAAAUUCAACGAGCUGGACAGGAGGAGGUUGCAGCAAAUGCACAACAUGAUCACCUCAAAUAGAGACACUGAUGAUUUCUCUGUUCAUAAGUGCUUCUCUUUGGGGGUGUUUUGUUGGUGUCUUUUCACCAAAAAGCAGGUAUGAAACAGAAAAAUACUGGCAAAGACAUGUUUCAUUAUGGCUUACUGGUUUUGUCAUGAUUAUUUAUUAUUAUUUUUCAUUCCUUAUUAUUUGUCAUGAUUAUGUCACCAGCAUUACCCAAACACAUGCACUGACUAGAUAAGUGAAAGCAGUAAGUGCUACUUGUUGGGGUAGUGUUGCUGAAAACCAACUCUCAGCUGUCAAUACCAAAGCCCCCUGGGAGAUAUAUUCUUGUACAACAGAAUUUUAGCUCAGGAAAACACUGGUCCAGAACUGUUUCUGAGCUGAGGGUCAAUAUCACUACCCUGACUUGAGCAUUAACUUGCACCUUGAACUCAGUAAGUGCUACUUGUUGGGGCAGUUUUACUUGACAGAAAAAGCUGUGUGUGCGCGUCCUUUUUUCAUUGUUCUUGAAGUCUGAUCAUGCAAGAAUGUCUCCUAGAUCACUCCAAACAGAGCCACUGCUGAUUUGCUUCAACAAAAGUGCUUCUCUUUGGGGUUGUCUAGGAUGGUAAAAACCACCAAGAGGAUAUGAAAGUUCUCGACUGUUCAUCCACCAGCACUGUGGCAACAUUUGUUUUCAUAAUUUAAUCCAGGAUUAAAAGCCUUGCUGUGCUGAUCAGGGAAAAAUGAGGGGGGUCUAGUCUUGCCUGUAACUGGUCAGUACUGUAACCCCAACACAAACACUGACUUGGGUUCCACAUGCAGUAAGUGCUUUUUGUUGGGGUAGUUUUACUGACAAAGAACUAUUGCAAAGACUCAGAUGAAUAAGGCAUCAACAAAAUCCAGAUGACUGGUUCACAGGGCAGUCAUGACAAGAUGUAGUCUUAUUUCAUCACCCCCUCCGCAUUAAAAGUAGACUUUGAAUGUUACAAUGUAAUGAUGUUGAAUCCGAUGAGGAGGACAUGUGAGGGGCAAGGUGAUAUUUUUUGAUGGGGUGUGAGGCCGCUUACCACCACUACUCAUUAAUGGGACAUUACCCAGGCUGAUGGGCCAUCCUGUUGAGUAUGGAUCUCUGAAUACAAGCAAUAGUCACAGCUAUGGAAACCAGGAAGUUAACGGGUGGAGUCAAGCCCAAAGGACUGCUUGAAGGAUAUAAAGUUGAGGAAAUGAUGAAAAGCAAUUAAAUGCCUUCCAAAGGGACGCUGCAUGGGGGUCCUGGAAGUAGCAUCUAAGACAUAUAUAACCAGGACAGAAAUUCACUGAUGGCCUGAAGAUUAACCCAACCUGAGCAUUUGACUUGGCUGCUGACCUUCAGUAAGUGCUACAUGUUGGGGCGGUUGUACAUGGCAAAUUCAACAAGCUGGACAGGAGGAGGUUGCAGCAAAUGCACAACAUGAUCACCUCAAAUAGAGACACUGAUGAUUUCUCUGUUCAUAAGUGCUUCUCUUUGGGGGUGUUUUGUUGGUGUCUUUUCACCAAAAAGCAGGUAUGAAACAGAAAAAUACUGGCAAAGACAUGUUUCAUUAUGGCUUACUGGUUUUGUCAUGAUUAUUUAUUAUUAUUUUUCAUUCCUUAUUAUUUGUCAUGAUUAUGUCACCAGCAUUACCCAAACACAUGCACUGACUAGAUAAGUGAAAGCAGUAAGUGCUACUUGUUGGGGUAGUGUUGCUGAAAACCAACUCUCAGCUGUCAAUACCAAAGCCCCCUGGGAGAUAUAUUCUUGUACAACAGAAUUUUAGCUCAGGAAAACACUGGUCCAGAACUGUUUCUGAGCUGAGGGUCAAUAUCACUACCCUGACUUGAGCAUUAACUUGCACCUUGAACUCAGUAAGUGCUACUUGUUGGGGCAGUUUUACUUGACAGAAAAAGCUGUGUGUGUGCGUCCUUUUUUCAUUGUUCUUGAAGUCUGAUCAUGCAAGAAUGUCUCCUAGAUCACUCCAAACAGAGCCACUGCUGAUUUGCUUCAACAAAAGUGCUUCUCUUUGGGGUUGUCUAGGAUGGUAAAAACCACCAAGAGGAUAUGAAAGUUCUCGACUGUUCAUCCACCAGCACUGUGGCAACAUUUGUUUUCAUAAUUUAAUCCAGGAUUAAAAGCCUUGCUGUGCUGAUCAGGGAAAAAUGAGGGGGGUCUAGUCUUGCCUGUAACUGGUCAGUACUGUAACCCCAACACAAACACUGACUUGGGUUCCACAUGCAGUAAGUGCUUUUUGUUGGGGUAGUUUUACUGACAAAGAACUAUUGCAAAGACUCAGAUGAAUAAGGCAUCAACAAAAUCCAGAUGACUGGUUCACAGGGCAGUCAUGACAAGAUGUAGUCUUAUUUCAUCACCCCCUCCGCAUUAAAAGUAGACUUUGAAUGUUACAAUGUAUUGAUGUUGAAUCCGAUGAGGAGGACAUGUGAGGGGCAAGGUGAUAUUUUUUGAUGGGGUGUGAGGCCGCUUACCACUACUCAUUAAUGGGACAUUACCCAGGCUGAUGGGCCAUCCUGUUGAGUAUGGAUCUCUGAAUACAAGCAAUAGUCACAGCUAUGGAAACCAGGAAGUUAACGGGUGGAGUCAAGCCCAAAGGACUGCUUGAAGGAUAUAAAGUUGAGGAAAUGAUGAAAAGCAAUUAAAUGCCUUCCAAAGGGACGCUGCAUGGGGGUCCUGGAAGUAGCAUCUAAGACAUAUAUAACCAGGACAGAAAUUCACUGAUGGCCUGAAGAUUAACCCAACCUGAGCAUUUGACUUGGCUGCUGACCUUCAGUAAGUGCUACAUGUUGGGGCGGUUGUACAUGGCAAAUUCAACAAGCUGGACAGGAGGAGGUUGCAGCAAAUGCACAACAUGAUCACCUCAAAUAGAGACACUGAUGAUUUCUCUGUUCAUAAGUGCUUCUCUUUGGGGGUGUUUUGUUGGUGUCUUUUCACCAAAAAGCAGGUAUGAAACAGAAAAAUACUGGCAAAGACAUGUUUCAUUAUGGCUUACUGGUUUUGUCAUGAUUAUUUAUUAUUAUUUUUCAUUCCUUAUUAUUUGUCAUGAUUAUGUCACCAGCAUUACCCAAACACAUGCACUGACUAGAUAAGUGAAAGCAGUAAGUGCUACUUGUUGGGGUAGUGUUGCUGAAAACCAACUCUCAGCUGUCAAUACCAAAGCCCCCUGGGAGAUAUAUUCUUGUACAACAGAAUUUUAGCUCAGGAAAACACUGGUCCAGAACUGUUUCUGAGCUGAGGGUCAAUAUCACUACCCUGACUUGAGCAUUAACUUGCACCUUGAACUCAGUAAGUGCUACUUGUUGGGGCAGUUUUACUUGACAGAAAAAGCUGUGUGUGCGCGUCCUUUUUUCAUUGUUCUUGAAGUCUGAUCAUGCAAGAAUGUCUCCUAGAUCACUCCAAACAGAGCCACUGCUGAUUUGCUUCAACAAAAGUGCUUCUCUUUGGGGUUGUCUAGGAUGGUAAAAACCACCAAGAGGAUAUGAAAGUUCUCGACUGUUCAUCCACCAGCACUGUGGCAACAUUUGUUUUCAUAAUUUAAUCCAGGAUUAAAAGCCUUGCUGUGCUGAUCAGGGAAAAAUGAGGGGGGUCUAGUCUUGCCUGUAACUGGUCAGUACUGUAACCCCAACACAAACACUGACUUGGGUUCCACAUGCAGUAAGUGCUUUUUGUUGGGGUAGUUUUACUGACAAAGAACUAUUGCAAAGACUCAGAUGAAUAAGGCAUCAACAAAAUCCAGAUGACUGGUUCACAGGGCAGUCAUGACAAGAUGUACUCUUAUUUCAUCACCCCCUCCGCAUUAAAAGUAGACUUUGAAUGUUACAAUGUAAUGAUGUUGAAUCCGAUGAGGAGGACAUGUGAGGGGCAAGGUGAUAUUUUUUGAUGGGGUGUGAGGCCGCUUACCACUACUCAUUAAUGGGACAUUACCCAGGCUGAUGGGCCAUCCUGUUGAGUAUGGAUCUCUGAAUACAAGCAAUAGUCACAGCUAUGGAAACCAGGAAGUUAACGGGUGGAGUCAAGCCCAAAGGACUGCUUGAAGGAUAUAAAGUUGAGGAAAUGAUGAAAAGCAAUUAAAUGCCUUCCAAAGGGACGCUGCAUGGGGGUCCUGGAAGUAGCAUCUAAGACAUAUAUAACCAGGACAGAAAUUCACUGAUGGCCUGAAGAUUAACCCAACCUGAGCAUUUGACUUGGCUGCUGACCUUCAGUAAGUGCUACAUGUUGGGGCGGUUGUACAUGGCAAAUUCAACAAGCUGGACAGGAGGAGGUUGCAGCAAAUGCACAACAUGAUCACCUCAAAUAGAGACACUGAUGAUUUCUCUGUUCAUAAGUGCUUCUCUUUGGGGGUGUUUUGUUGGUGUCUUUUCACCAAAAAGCAGGUAUGAAACAGAAAAAUACUGGCAAAGACAUGUUUCAUUAUGGCUUACUGGUUUUGUCAUGAUUAUUUAUUAUUAUUUUUCAUUCCUUAUUAUUUGUCAUGAUUAUGUCACCAGCAUUACCCAAACACAUGCACUGACUAGAUAAGUGAAAGCAGUAAGUGCUACUUGUUGGGGUAGUGUUGCUGAAAACCAACUCUCAGCUGUCAAUACCAAAGCCCCCUGGGAGAUAUAUUCUUGUACAACAGAAUUUUAGCUCAGGAAAACACUGGUCCAGAACUGUUUCUGAGCUGAGGGUCAAUAUCACUACCCUGACUUGAGCAUUAACUUGCACCUUGAACUCAGUAAGUGCUACUUGUUGGGGCAGUUUUACUUGACAGAAAAAGCUGUGUGUGCGCGUCCUUUUUUCAUUGUUCUUGAAGUCUGAUCAUGCAAGAAUGUCUCCUAGAUCACUCCAAACAGAGCCACUGCUGAUUUGCUUCAACAAAAGUGCUUCUCUUUGGGGUUGUCUAGGAUGGUAAAAACCACCAAGAGGAUAUGAAAGUUCUCGACUGUUCAUCCACCAGCACUGUGGCAACAUUUGUUUUCAUAAUUUAAUCCAGGAUUAAAAGCCUUGCUGUGCUGAUCAGGGAAAAAUGAGGGGGGUCUAGUCUUGCCUGUAACUGGUCAGUACUGUAACCCCAACACAAACACUGACUUGGGUUCCACAUGCAGUAAGUGCUUUUUGUUGGGGUAGUUUUACUGACAAAGAACUAUUGCAAAGACUCAGAUGAAUAAGGCAUCAACAAAAUCCAGAUGACUGGUUCACAGGGCAGUCAUGACAAGAUGUACUCUUAUUUCAUCACCCCCUCCGCAUUAAAAGUAGACUUUGAAUGUUACAAUGUAAUGAUGUUGAAUCCGAUGAGGAGGACAUGUGAGGGGCAAGGUGAUAUUUUUUGAUGGGGUGUGAGGCUGCUUACCACUACUCAUUAAUGGGACAUUACCCAGGCUGAUGGGCCAUCCUGUUGAGUAUGGAUCUCUGAAUACAAGCAAUAGUCACAGCUAUGGAAACCAGGAAGUUACCGGGCGGAGUCAAGCCCAAAGGACUGCUUGAAGGAUAUAAAGUUGAGGAAAUGAUGAAAAGCAAUUAAAUGCCUUCCAAAGGGACGCUGCAUGGGGGUCCUGGAAGUAGCAUCUAAGACAUAUAUAACCAGGACAGAAAUUCACUGAUGGCCUGAAGAUUAACCCAACCUGAGCAUUUGACUUGGCUGCUGACCUUCAGUAAGUGCUACAUGUUGGGGCGGUUGUACAUGGCAAAUUCAACGAGCUGGACAGGAGGAGGUUGCAGCAAAUGCACAACAUGAUCACCUCAAAUAGAGACACUGAUGAUUUCUCUGUUCAUAAGUGCUUCUCUUUGGGGGUGUUUUGUUGGUGUCUUUUCACCAAAAAGCAGGUAUGAAACAGAAAAAUACUGGCAAAGACAUGUUUCAUUAUGGCUUACUGGUUUUGUCAUGAUUAUUUAUUAUUAUUUUUCAUUCCUUAUUAUUUGUCAUGAUUAUGUCACCAGCAUUACCCAAACACAUGCACUGACUAGAUAAGUGAAAGCAGUAAGUGCUACUUGUUGGGGUAGUGUUGCUGAAAACCAACUCUCAGCUGUCAAUACCAAAGCCCCCUGGGAGAUAUAUUCUUGUACAACAGAAUUUUAGCUCAGGAAAACACUGGUCCAGAACUGUUUCUGAGCUGAGGGUCAAUAUCACUACCCUGACUUGAGCAUUAACUUGCACCUUGAACUCAGUAAGUGCUACUUGUUGGGGCAGUUUUACUUGACAGAAAAAGCUGUGUGUGCGCGUCCUUUUUUCAUUGUUCUUGAAGUCUGAUCAUGCAAGAAUGUCUCCUAGAUCACUCCAAACAGAGCCACUGCUGAUUUGCUUCAACAAAAGUGCUUCUCUUUGGGGUUGUCUAGGAUGGUAAAAACCACCAAGAGGAUAUGAAAGUUCUCGACUGUUCAUCCACCAGCACUGUGGCAACAUUUGUUUUCAUAAUUUAAUCCAGGAUUAAAAGCCUUGCUGUGCUGAUCAGGGAAAAAUGAGGGGGGUCUAGUCUUGCCUGUAACUGGUCAGUACUGUAACCCCAACACAAACACUGACUUGGGUUCCACAUGCAGUAAGUGCUUUUUGUUGGGGUAGUUUUACUGACAAAGAACUAUUGCAAAGACUCAGAUGAAUAAGGCAUCAACAAAAUCCAGAUGACUGGUUCACAGGGCAGUCAUGACAAGAUGUACUCUUAUUUCAUCACCCCCUCCGCAUUAAAAGUAGACUUUGAAUGUUACAAUGUAAUGAUGUUGAAUCCGAUGAGGAGGACAUGUGAGGGGCAAGGUGAUAUUUUUUGAUGGGGUGUGAGGCCGCUUACCACUACUCAUUAAUGGGACAUUACCCAGGCUGAUGGGCCAUCCUGUUGAGUAUGGAUCUCUGAAUACAAGCAAUAGUCACAGCUAUGGAAACCAGGAAGUUAACGGGUGGAGUCAAGCCCAAAGGACUGCUUGAAGGAUAUAAAGUUGAGGAAAUGAUGAAAAGCAAUUAAAUGCCUUCCAAAGGGACGCUGCAUGGGGGUCCUGGAAGUAGCAUCUAAGACAUAUAUAACCAGGACAGAAAUUCACUGAUGGCCUGAAGAUUAACCCAACCUGAGCAUUUGACUUGGCUGCUGACCUUCAGUAAGUGCUACAUGUUGGGGCGGUUGUACAUGGCAAAUUCAACAAGCUGGACAGGAGGAGGUUGCAGCAAAUGCACAACAUGAUCACCUCAAAUAGAGACACUGAUGAUUUCUCUGUUCAUAAGUGCUUCUCUUUGGGGGUGUUUUGUUGGUGUCUUUUCACCAAAAAGCAGGUAUGAAACAGAAAAAUACUGGCAAAGACAUGUUUCAUUAUGGCUUACUGGUUUUGUCAUGAUUAUUUAUUAUUAUUUUUCAUUCCUUAUUAUUUGUCAUGAUUAUGUCACCAGCAUUACCCAAACACAUGCACUGACUAGAUAAGUGAAAGCAGUAAGUGCUACUUGUUGGGGUAGUGUUGCUGAAAACCAACUCUCAGCUGUCAAUACCAAAGCCCCCUGGGAGAUAUAUUCUUGUACAACAGAAUUUUAGCUCAGGAAAACACUGGUCCAGAACUGUUUCUGAGCUGAGGGUCAAUAUCACUACCCUGACUUGAGCAUUAACUUGCACCUUGAACUCAGUAAGUGCUACUUGUUGGGGCAGUUUUACUUGACAGAAAAAGCUGUGUGUGGCGUCCUUUUUCAUUGUUCUUGAAGUCUGAUCAUGCAAGAAUGUCUCCUAGAUCACUCCAAACAGAGCCACUGCUGAUUUUCUUCAACAAAAGUGCUUCUCUUUGGGGCUGUCUAGGAUGGUAAAAACCACCAAGAGGUUAUGAAAGUUCUCGACUGUUCAUCCACCUUCACUGUGGCAACAUUUGUUUUCAUAAUUUAAUCCAGGAUUAAAAGCCUUGCUGUGCUGAUCAGGGAAAAAUGAGGGGGGUCUAGUCUUGCCUGUAACUGGUCUGUACUGUAACCCCAACACAAACACUGACUUGGGUUCCACAUGCAGUAAGUGCUUUUUGUUGGGGUAGUUUUACUGACAAAGAACUAUUGCAAAGACUCAGAUGAAUAAGGCAUCAACAAAAUCCAGAUGACUGGUUCACAGGGCAGUCAUGACAAGAUGUAGUCUUAUUUCAUCACCCCCUCCGCAUUAAAAGUAGACUUUGAAUGUUACAAUGUAUUGAUGUUGAAUCCGAUGAGGAGGACAUGUGAGGGGCAAGGUGAUAUUUUUUGAUGGGGUGUGAGGCCGCUUACCACUACUCAUUAAUGGGACAUUACCCAGGCUGAUGGGCCAUCCUGUUGAGUAUGGAUCUCUGAAUACAAGCAAUAGUCACAGCUAUGGAAACCAGGAAGUUACCGGGCGGAGUCAAGCCCAAAGGACUGCUUGAAGGAUAUAAAGUUGAGGAAAUGAUGAAAAGCAAUUAAAUGCCUUCCAAAGGGACGCUGCAUGGGGGUCCUGGAAGUAGCAUCUAAGACAUAUAUAACCAGGACAGAAAUUCACUGAUGGCCUGAAGAUUAACCCAACCUGAGCAUUUGACUUGGCUGCUGACCUUCAGUAAGUGCUACAUGUUGGGGCGGUUGUACAUGGCAAAUUCAACAAGCUGGACAGGAGGAGGUUGCAGCAAAUGCACAACAUGAUCACCUCAAAUAGAGACACUGAUGAUUUCUCUGUACAUAAGUGCUUCUCUUUGGGGGUGUUUUGUUGGUGUCUUUUCACCAAAAAGCAGGUAUGAAACAGAAAAAUACUGGCAAAGACAUGUUUCAUUAUGGCUUACUGGUUUUGUCAUGAUUAUUUAUUAUUAUUUUUCAUUCCUUAUUAUUUGUCAUGAUUAUGUCACCAGCAUUACCCAAACACAUGCACUGACUAGAUAAGUGAAAGCAGUAAGUGCUACUUGUUGGGGUAGUGUUGCUGAAAACCAACUCUCAGCUGUCAAUACCAAAGCCCCCUGGGAGAUAUAUUCUUGUACAACAGAAUUUUAGCUCAGGAAAACACUGGUCCAGAACUGUUUCUGAGCUGAGGGUCAAUAUCACUACCCUGACUUGAGCAUUAACUUGCACCUUGAACUCAGUAAGUGCUACUUGUUGGGGCAGUUUUACUUGACAGAAAAAGCUGUGUGUGCGCGUCCUUUUUUCAUUGUUCUUGAAGUCUGAUCAUGCAAGAAUGUCUCCUAGAUCACUCCAAACAGAGCCACUGCUGAUUUGCUUCAACAAAAGUGCUUCUCUUUGGGGUUGUCUAGGAUGGUAAAAACCACCAAGAGGAUAUGAAAGUUCUCGACCGUUCAUCCACCAGCACUGUGGCAACAUUUGUUUUCAUAAUUUAAUCCAGGAUUAAAAGCCUUGCUGUGCUGAUCAGGGAAAAAUGAGGGGGUCUAGUCUUGCCUGUAACUGGUCAGUACUGUAACCCCAACGCAAACACUGACUUGGGUUCCACAUGCAGUAAGUGCUUUUUGUUGGGGUAGUUUUACUGACAAAGAACUAUUGCAAAGACUCAGAUGAAUAAGGCAUCAACAAAAUCCAGAUGACUGGUUCACAGGGCAGUCAUGACAAGAUGUACUCUUAUUUCAUCACCCCCUCCGCAUUAAAAGUAGACUUUGAAUGUUACAAUGUAUUGAUGUUGAAUCCGAUGAGGAGGACAUGUGAGGGGCAAGGUGAUAUUUUUUGAUGGGGUGUGAGGCUGCUUACCACUACUCAUUAAUGGGACAUUACCCAGGCUGAUGGGCCAUCCUGUUGAGUAUGGAUCUCUGAAUACAAGCAAUAGUCACAGCUAUGGAAACCAGGAAGUUACCGGGCGGAGUCAAGCCCAAAGGACUGCUUGAAGGAUAUAAAGUUGAGGAAAUGAUGAAAAGCAAUUAAAUGCCUUCCAAAGGGACGCUGCAUGGAGGUCCUGGAAGUAGCAUCUAAGACAUAUAUAACCAGGACAGAAAUUCACUGAUGGCCUGAGGAUAAACCCAACCUGAGCAUUUGACUUGGCUGCUGAUCUUCAGUAAGUGCUUCAUGUUGGGGCGGUUGUACAUGGCAAAUUCAACGAGCUGGACAGGAGGAGGUUGCAGCAAAUGCACAACAUGAUCACCUCAAAUAGAGACACUGAUGAUUUCUCUGUUCAUAAGUGCUUCUCUUUGGGGGUGUUUUGUUGGUGUCUUUUCACCAAAAAGCAGGUAUGAAACAGAAAAAUACUGGCAGAGACAUGUUUCAUUAUGGCUUACUGGUUUUGUCAUGAUUAUUUAUUAUUAUUUUUCAUUCCUUAUUAUUUGUCAUGAUUAUGUCACCAGCAUUACCCAAACACAUGCACUGACUAGAUAAGUGAAAGCAGUAAGUGCUACUUGUUGGGGUAGUGUUGCUGAAAACCAACUCUCAGCUGUCAAUACCAAAGCCCCCUGGGAGAUAUAUUCUUGUACAACAGAAUUUUAGCUCAGGAAAACACUGGUCCAGAACUGUUUCUGAGCUGAGGGUCAAUAUCACUACCCUGACUUGAGCAUUAACUUGCACCUUGAACUCAGUAAGUGCUACUUGUUGGGGCAGUUUUACUUGACAGAAAAAGCUGUGUGUGCGCGUCCUUUUUUCAUUGUUCUUGAAGUCUGAUCAUGCAAGAAUGUCUCCUAGAUCACUCCAAACAGAGCCACUGCUGAUUUGCUUCAACAAAAGUGCUUCUCUUUGGGGUUGUCUAGGAUGGUAAAAACCACCAAGAGGAUAUGAAAGUUCUCGACUGUUCAUCCACCAGCACUGUGGCAACAUUUGUUUUCAUAAUUUAAUCCAGGAUUAAAAGCCUUGCUGUGCUGAUCAGGGAAAAAUGAGGGGGGUCUAGUCUUGCCUGUAACUGGUCAGUACUGUAACCCCAACACAAACACUGACUUGGGUUCCACAUGCAGUAAGUGCUUUUUGUUGGGGUAGUUUUACUGACAAAGAACUAUUGCAAAGACUCAGAUGAAUAAGGCAUCAACAAAAUCCAGAUGACUGGUUCACAGGGCAGUCAUGACAAGAUGUAGUCUUAUUUCAUCACCCCCUCCGCAUUAAAAGUAGACUUUGAAUGUUACAAUGUAUUGAUGUUGAAUCCGAUGAGGAGGACAUGUGAGGGGCAAGGUGAUGUUUUUGAUGGGGUGUGAGGCUGCUUACCACUACUCAUUAAUGGGACAUUACCCAGGCUGAUGGGCCAUCCUGUUGAGUAUGGAUCUCUGAAUACAAGCAAUAGUCACAGCUAUGGAAACCAGGAAGUUACCGGGCGGAGUCAAGCCCAAAGGACUGCUUGAAGGAUAUAAAGUUGAGGAAAUGAUGAAAAGCAAUUAAAUGCCUUCCAAAGGGACGCUGCAUGGAGGUCCUGGAAGUAGCAUCUAAGACAUAUAUAACCAGGACAGAAAUUCACUGAUGGCCUGAAGAUUAACCCAACCUGAGCAUUUGACUUGGCUGCUGACCUUCAGUAAGUGCUACAUGUUGGGGCGGUUGACAUGGCAAAUUCAACGAGCUGGACAGGAGGAGGUUGCAGCAAAUGCACAACAUGAUCACCUCAAAUAGAGACACUGAUGAUUUCUCUGUUCAUAAGUGCUUCUCUUUGGGGGUGUUUUGUUGGUGUCUUUUCACCAAAAAGCAGGUAUGAAACAGAAAAAUACUGGCAAAGACAUGUUUCAUUAUGGCUUACUGGUUUUGUCAUGAUUAUUUAUUAUUAUUUUUCAUUCCUUAUUAUUUGUCAUGAUUAUGUCACCAGCAUUACCCAAACACAUGCACUGACUAGAUAAGUGAAAGCAGUAAGUGCUACUUGUUGGGGUAGUGUUGCUGAAAACCAACUCUCAGCUGUCAAUACCAAAGCCCCCUGGGAGAUAUAUUCUUGUACAACAGAAUUUUAGCUCAGGAAAACACUGGUCCAGAACUGUUUCUGAGCUGAGGGUCAAUAUCACUACCCUGACUUGAGCAUUAACUUGCACCUUGAACUCAGUAAGUGCUACUUGUUGGGGCAGUUUUACUUGACAGAAAAAGCUGUGUGUGCGCGUCCUUUUUUCAUUGUUCUUGAAGUCUGAUCAUGCAAGAAUGUCUCCUAGAUCACUCCAAACAGAGCCACUGCUGAUUUGCUUCAACAAAAGUGCUUCUCUUUGGGGUUGUCUAGGAUGGUAAAAACCACCAAGAGGAUAUGAAAGUUCUCGACUGUUCAUCCACCAGCACUGUGGCAACAUUUGUUUUCAUAAUUUAAUCCAGGAUUAAAAGCCUUGCUGUGCUGAUCAGGGAAAAAUGAGGGGGGUCUAGUCUUGCCUGUAACUGGUCAGUACUGUAACCCCAACACAAACACUGACUUGGGUUCCACAUGCAGUAAGUGCUUUUUGUUGGGGUAGUUUUACUGACAAAGAACUAUUGCAAAGACUCAGAUGAAUAAGGCAUCAACAAAAUCCAGAUGACUGGUUCACAGGGCAGUCAUGACAAGAUGUAGUCUUAUUUCAUCACCCCCUCCGCAUUAAAAGUAGACUUUGAAUGUUACAAUGUAUUGAUGUUGAAUCCGAUGAGGAGGACAUGUGAGGGGCAAGGUGAUAUUUUUUGAUGGGGUGUGAGGCUGCUUACCACUACUCAUUAAUGGGACAUUACCCAGGCUGAUGGGCCAUCCUGUUGAGUAUGGAUCUCUGAAUACAAGCAAUAGUCACAGCUAUGGAAACCAGGAAGUUACCGGGCGGAGUCAAGCCCAAAGGACUGCUUGAAGGAUAUAAAGUUGAGGAAAUGAUGAAAAGCAAUUAAAUGCCUUCCAAAGGGACGCUGCAUGGGGGUCCUGGAAGUAGCAUCUAAGACAUAUAUAACCAGGACAGAAAUUCACUGAUGGCCUGAAGAUUAACCCAACCUGAGCAUUUGACUUGGCUGCUGACCUUCAGUAAGUGCUACAUGUUGGGGCGGUUGUACAUGGCAAAUUCAACGAGCUGGACAGGAGGAGGUUGCAGCAAAUGCACAACAUGAUCACCUCAAAUAGAGACACUGAUGAUUUCUCUGUUCAUAAGUGCUUCUCUUUGGGGGUGUUUUGUUGGUGUCUUUUCACCAAAAAGCAGGUAUGAAACAGAAAAAUACUGGCAAAGACAUGUUUCAUUAUGGCUUACUGGUUUUGUCAUGAUUAUUUAUUAUUAUUUUUCAUUCCUUAUUAUUUGUCAUGAUUAUGUCACCAGCAUUACCCAAACACAUGCACUGACUAGAUAAGUGAAAGCAGUAAGUGCUACUUGUUGGGGUAGUGUUGCUGAAAACCAACUCUCAGCUGUCAAUACCAAAGCCCCCUGGGAGAUAUAUUCUUGUACAACAGAAUUUUAGCUCAGGAAAACACUGGUCCAGAACUGUUUCUGAGCUGAGGGUCAAUAUCACUACCCUGACUUGAGCAUUAACUUGCACCUUGAACUCAGUAAGUGCUACUUGUUGGGGCAGUUUUACUUGACAGAAAAAGCUGUGUGUGCGCGUCCUUUUUUCAUUGUUCUUGAAGUCUGAUCAUGCAAGAAUGUCUCCUAGAUCACUCCAAACAGAGCCACUGCUGAUUUGCUUCAACAAAAGUGCUUCUCUUUGGGGUUGUCUAGGAUGGUAAAAACCACCAAGAGGAUAUGAAAGUUCUCGACUGUUCAUCCACCAGCACUGUGGCAACAUUUGUUUUCAUAAUUUAAUCCAGGAUUAAAAGCCUUGCUGUGCUGAUCAGGGAAAAAUGAGGGGGGUCUAGUCUUGCCUGUAACUGGUCAGUACUGUAACCCCAACACAAACACUGACUUGGGUUCCACAUGCAGUAAGUGCUUUUUGUUGGGGUAGUUUUACUGACAAAGAACUAUUGCAAAGACUCAGAUGAAUAAGGCAUCAACAAAAUCCAGAUGACUGGUUCACAGGGCAGUCAUGACAAGAUGUAGUCUUAUUUCAUCACCCCCUCCGCAUUAAAAGUAGACUUUGAAUGUUACAAUGUAUUGAUGUUGAAUCCGAUGAGGAGGACAUGUGAGGGGCAAGGUGAUAUUUUUUGAUGGGGUGUGAGGCCGCUUACCACUACUCAUUAAUGGGACAUUACCCAGGCUGAUGGGCCAUCCUGUUGAGUAUGGAUCUCUGAAUACAAGCAAUAGUCACAGCUAUGGAAACCAGGAAGUUACCGGGCGGAGUCAAGCCCAAAGGACUGCUUGAAGGAUAUAAAGUUGAGGAAAUGAUGAAAAGCAAUUAAAUGCCUUCCAAAGGGACGCUGCAUGGGGGUCCUGGAAGUAGCAUCUAAGACAUAUAUAACCAGGACAGAAAUUCACUGAUGGCCUGAAGAUUAACCCAACCUGAGCAUUUGACUUGGCUGCUGACCUUCAGUAAGUGCUACAUGUUGGGGCGGUUGUACAUGGCAAAUUCAACGAGCUGGACAGGAGGAGGUUGCAGCAAAUGCACAACAUGAUCACCUCAAAUAGAGACACUGAUGAUUUCUCUGUUCAUAAGUGCUUCUCUUUGGGGGUGUUUUGUUG
Xyrichtys novacula (pearly razorfish) is the source of this 55526-nucleotide messenger RNA. The record is from the annotation of a GenBank genome assembly. Lineage: Eukaryota; Metazoa; Chordata; Actinopteri; Labriformes; Labridae.